Messenger RNA from Podarcis lilfordi (Lilford's wall lizard), 47154 nucleotides. The record is from the annotation of a GenBank genome assembly. NCBI's taxonomy places the organism in Eukaryota, Metazoa, Chordata, Lepidosauria, Squamata, Lacertidae.
ACGGGGCCGGGGAAGCCAUGCUCGACAACAGCAGCGCGCUAGGGCUGAGGGGGGAGGAGGAGGCCCGUUAGUCGGCAGUGGGGCCCGGCCGCCCUCCCCCGGGGUCGCCUCGCAUCCCCCGCCCGGCCCCGCAGUGAGGGGAAGGCGGGAAGGAGCCUCCUGCGCGGCCCGGCGGAUCUAGGCCCAGCGGCCGCCUGGCGCUUCUGGCGGCGCGUCGCGCGCGUUGCUAUGGGAACGGGGCCUGGUCGACCACGGCCCGCCUAGGCUCCUUCGAGGAGCGGUGAGGCGGCCGCGAGCCCUCGAAUGAGGAUGGAGGGGGAAGAAACCGGACCCUGCAAACAUGCUGCAAGCUAGGAGGUAACUAGCCGGCCGGAUUCUCCCUCCUUUUAUAUACUGUACAGUGAGUAUAUAUUUAAUUUUUAUUGCAUUUUCUGUUUUAAAAUUUAAAGUACUCAUUUUUACAUCCUUAAAAUAUCCAUGACUCCCCUUCUCUUUCCAUGGUUCAUUUUACAUAUCUUAUAUCCUUGCAUAUUUUACAAAAAACAGUGCUUUUUAAAAAUAUAUACCGUAUUUUUCGCCCCAUAGGACGCACCGCCCCGUAGGACGCACCUAAUUUUUUUUGGGGGGGGAAUAAAGAAAAAAAAAUUUUCCAUCCCCAGGCACGGGGCAGGAGCGGGGGAAGCCCGAGCUUCCCCCGACCCCAGCCCCCAGAACAGCCUUCUAUCCGCAAGCCUAGGGAACCAAGCCGGUCUCCCCAGGCUUGUGGAGAGGUGCGCGAAGCCCGGGCGCGCUCUUCAGCGUGCACCAGGCUUCGGAAUGCAGGCAGCUCUGCGCUACUCUCCGGAGCCCUGCGCGGCUUCGCGGCGGGAUCGGGAGGGUGGCGCGGAGCUGCAGGAAGCCCUGGAGCGCAGGCAGCUCCGCGCCACCCUCCGGAGCCCCGCGCGCUUGGCGCCGGGGUCCGGAGGGUGGCGCGGAGCUGCAAGAAGCCCUGGAGCGCAGGCAGCUCUGCGCCAUCCUCCGGAGCCCCGCGCGGGUUCGCGCCGGGAUCCGGAGGGUGGCGCGGAGCUGCAAGAAGCCCUGGAGCGCAGGCAACUCCGCGCUACCCUCCGGAGCCCCGCGCGGCUUCGUGCCGGGAUCGGGAGGGUGGCGCGGAGCUGCAGGAAGCCCGGGAAAGCCUGCAUUCGCCCCAUAGGACGCACACACAUUUCCCCUUCAUUUUUGGAGGGGAAAAAGUGCGUCCUAUAGAGCGAAAAAUACGGUAUAUAAAUGUUUAGGGGUACUCUCAUUUUGACUCAAGAAAGUCACCAUUUUAUAGUUCAAAUCGGGAAUAAUAAACACAGUAAAUGGACAAAAGUACAAGGAUUCACAAAAUGUCUAGGGGCAUGCUUACCCCUUCACUGACCAAAACUAUACCCAUCUGUUUUCCAUUAUUACAUCCAUCAAAACUUAUUUACACUGUUGAAUUUAUCUUAACGCUGCCAGCGUUUCCAGCUGUAUACAAUAAUUUCCUAUAUAUUCAAUAAAGGUUUUCCAAUCUUCUCUAAACGUAUUAUUGAUUAUUAUCUCCCUCCUGGCUCUACACAGCCUGCAAAAUAGCUGUGCCCUUUUAAAAUGUGGCUCUUUUUUGGGGGGGGGGUUUACUGGGUGGUUGUUUUUAUUUUGAUUAUAUAUAUUGUGGUUUUUAUGUUGAUCUUUUCUGUGAACCGCCCCAAGACCUCCGGGUAUAGGGUGGUAUAUAAAUUCAAUUAAUAAUAAUAAUCUAUUGAGUUUAGUUAGAUUUACUUCUAAAUAGACAUAGAGAGGAUUGCACUGUUAAGUCCCCUGUCGUCGUCCCCUGUCCCCCAGUGAAUUUUAGCACCCUGAGGAGUCAAGUGUGGGUUUCCUGAACGGCACUACGCUUGCCUUCAAUUACAAUCUCACUAAUUAAUGGAGAAGGGAUUUUAAUCUGCAGAUUUAUAUGCAAGUUAAUUAAGCCACCAGUUAUACAGAUUAAAGCUGGCAGCCUUAAUCAAUGCAGACAUAACUUUAAGAUGCACAGAUCGAUUACACAGCUUCCCAGUGUGGGAAAUAAAGUUGCAAAACUAAGCAAAUUGCUUGGGAAUUCGUAUUGAAGACAUUGGGAUUUGUUUCCAAUGCGGGCUAAAAUUCAAAUGCUGCACGCCUGUGCAAACUUUAUUCCUUGCAACUGGGAGGUGGGAUGUUUAGCUAGGCUGAAAAAGAAAUGUGUUCCUGGAAUUGGGUGUGUUAAGUGCAUUUUAAUUUUUGCAACAAACUUCUGGCCACCUUCAAAAGAAGACAGCAGCGGGGCAGCGGAAGAGAGAGCCAGGUCUCAAGGGCCAAAGUGAAGAAGCCCCAUCUCCCCUUUCCCUGCUUGGCCUGCCCCUGCUGCAAAGAAAGGAGCUUUACAAGAGGCUCUGGGAUGUGUAGUUGCACAAGGAAUCAUGGGACCAUAGAAUUGUAGAGUUGGAAUGGAUACGAGGCUCAUCUAGUCCAACCCCCCCAUGCUCUACCGACUGAGCUAUCCCAGCAUAAGAGUGUUGGUGGGGGAAAAUUGAAAACAUAUAUGUAAUCGAAAUCGGAAAUAUAUAUAUAUAUAAUUUUUAUUAAAUUUUCUGUCAUACAAUUUAAAAUACUCAUUUUACAUCCAGAUAUCAUCGAUUUACUUCCUUCUCUUUCCAUGGUUCAUUUUAUAUAUCAUAAAUACCUGCAUAUUUUACAAAAACUAUACCAUUCAGUAUUCCCUUAUUGCAUCCAUCAAAACUUAAUUACACUGUUGAAUUUAUUUUAAUGCCGCCAGCGUCUUCAGCUGUACACAAUUAUUUUCCAUAUAUUCAAUAAACUUUUUCGAAUCUUCUUUAAAUGUAUGUUCUUCUUCUUCUCUUAUUCUAUAUGUUAAGUCUACAAGUUGUGCAUAUUCCGUCAACUUGAGUUGCCAAUCUUCUUUGGUUGGGACCUCGCUCCUUUUCCAUUUUGGGGCCAAUAAAACAUGGGCCGCAGUGGUAGCAUGCAUAUAACCUUUUUUAUGAAAUCGAAAAUCUGUUGCUGCUCCUUUCCAGUAGUAGUAACUGGUGCUAUCCCAGCAGUCACUCAGCUCCACAGCAAGAGCUCAGAGACAUGCAUGCACUAUUGCUAAGCAGCCACAACCACACCCCCUCCUCUGUCCUGGGGAUUCUCUUAGCUUGUGCCCAGGCAGUGUCCUUCAAUCUCCGCUUGCUGAAUCAUGCCUCCUCCAGUAAAAGACGGUGGGUGGGUUGCAUUGCAGCCUCGCUUGCACAGCCUCCACCCCCUGCUUGUCCCCAAGGGGAUUGGAUUCCCCCUCUCUUCUUUGCAUGCAUCCCAACCCAACUGGCUGCUUCUCUGGACUCAUUUCUCUUCCCCGCCUCUUCGCCAAGGCUAAUCCCAUUAUCUGCAAGAGGGAAGAAACAUGGAGAUGAGAGGGUUGCUUGGCAUUGUCAGCAGUGUGGCUGAGUGGCCCUGCUGGCAAGAGGAUCUCAAUGCAGAACAAUAACAAAUGUAUCCUCAUCACAAGCAAAUGCAGGAGAAUCCCCGGCCGGAAGUGCAGGAUCCGACUGCUAAUGUGGUAAAAAGCAAUUAGAAUCAGAGAAUUGUAGAGUUGGAAGAGACUGCGAGGGUCAACGAGUCCAACCCCCACACUGCAGGAUCUCAACUAAGCAUCCAUGGCAGAUGGCCAUAUAACCUCUGCUUUAAAACCUCCAAGGAAGGAGAGCCCACCGCCUUCCAAGAGAGUUUGUUCCAUUGUCAAAGACCUCUUACUCUCAGAAAGUUCUUCCUGAUGUUUAGUCUCCUUUCUUGUAACUUGAAACUAUUAGUUCAGGUCCUGCCCACCAGAGCAGGAAAAAACAAGAUUGAUCCAUCCUCCAUCUUACAGCCCUUUAUAUAUGUACAGUAGCUUUCAUAUACUGUAUUUUUCUGUAUAUUAGACACCCCCAUGUAUAGGACGCCCCCUAUUUUGGGGGACUUCAAAUGAAGAAAAAUGGGGGGAAAUCACCCUGACUUGUUGAAAAAAAAAUUUGGGGGGAGGAGGAUUACCCAGAGGCUAACAGCCAUGCGCGUCUAAGAGGCUGCCUAUCAGCUGUUCCCUCGCUGGCAAUCACUGAGCUUGGGGGGGGGGGAGAGUGGUGAAGAUUUUUUUUCAAUUACUUUUAGCACUUUUCACCUUUCCCACGGGUCCUCCAUAUUCUGCUUGCCUCCUCCCACUCUGCCCACCAUACAGCUGGGAGGGAGGCUGUAGGCAGUCCGUUUUUGCCGUGCGGUGUCUUCGCGCGGCUCCAUUUGUGCAUGGGCGGCACAAUGUUACACAGGAGGAGUGCAAGGCGCGAUGUUUCACUCAAGUUAAAGGCGCAAUCACUGCACUCCUCCUGUGUAAUGUUGCGCUGCCCGCGCACAAGUGGAGCCGCGUGAAGACGCCGCACGGCAAAAAUGGACUGCCUACAGCCUCCCUCCUAGCUGUAGGGCGGGCAGAGUGAGAGGAGGCAAGCAGACUACGGAGGCCCCACGGCUCGUCACUGCCAGAAACUGUGAUUGCUAGAGCAAGUACCAUAUUUAUUUAUAUAUUUAAUUGCUAUAUUCCAUGGAUAAGACGCCCCACAUUUUUCAACCUAAAAAAUUGGGUAAAAAAACCUUGUCUUACAGGUGAAAAAAUACGGUACAUCUCCUCUGAGUCCUCUUUUCCAGGGUAUACAUACCCAACUCCCUCGGCUGUUCCUCAUAAGGCUUGGUUUCCAGACCCUAUAUCAUCUUGGUCACCCUUCUCUGCACACAUUCCAGCUUGUCAACAUCCCUCUUAAAUUGUGAUGCCCAGAGCUGGACACAUUAUUCCAGGUUUGGUCUCUGACCAAGGCAGAAUAGAGCAGGUUUCUUGCUUCCCUUGAUCUGGACACUAUACUUCUGUUGAUGCAGCCUAGCAUAGCAUUAGCUUUUUUUUUGCUACCGCAUCAUACUGUUGACUCAUAUUAAGCUUGUGGUCUGCUAUGACUCCUAGAUCCUUUUCACAUGGACUACUGGCAAAAGGAUCUAGAGUUCCAUGUGUAUCAGCCGGAGCAACGCUGGACCCAAAGGCUGCAAUUCUAUGCACAGUUCUGAGUGCUUUCUUUCCCAUUAACUUCAGUGGGGUAUCUGUGUGCCUAACACAGGUCUCCCCAGGCACUGUUGAACUACAGCUCCCAUCAUCCCAGGGCAUUUGCCUCGCUGGCAGGGGCUGAUGGAGGUUGGAGUCCAAAAAUGUUCAGAAGGGUCGCAGGUUCUCCAUCCUGGAAAUUGCAAUUAAAAGGAGAGACGGGUGGUAGGUACAUUUGCCAGCUGUGGAAGUUUAAAAACAUCCCCCAACACAACUCUGAAUUUUGGAUGGUUCCCAAGUUGCUUGUGGUUGCAGGUGUGUAUGGAAUAAAACCAUCUAUGGUCAUAGGAGGCUGCCUUGUGCAAAGGCAAACCACCUGACUCACCCCAGUCUACUGACAGCAGCUUUUUAGAUUCAGACAGGGAUUUUUAGCAUCAAUACCUGGGGAUGCUGGGACUGAAUUUGGGACCCUCUGCGGGCAGAUAGAGUGGUCCAUUCCAUUAAAUGCCAGUGACUGCUAUACUGAUUAUUUUUCAAAACUCAGGGAGAAGGGACAAGAUUAUCCCUCCACUACAUUAGUGAUAAUAAGUUAAAAAUGCUAGUGGCAAGAAUUAGGUUUAUUUGUUGUCUGUAUAAGCUCACAGAAAGCCUAGAGGUAGUGUUUUGUUUUGCUAGUUUACAUAGUUACACUACAGGAAUUAUUAUUAUUUUUAAGUGGCAUGUAUACUAAUAUAACAUGGAAUGUUACUGUACACAUUAUUUUGGUACUACUGUUUUUUAAAAACAAAACUAAUCUAAAUAAUCCAACUUUUUUGUUUCUUUAGGUAAGUAGAGAAUAUUGGCUAUAGUAUUGCAACAUCACAUAAAUGCAACAUCACAAAAAAUGACGAGGCUGUGUUCAGCCAAAAGCAGCCAUUCAUAAGUUAGUACUGUACACCAAUGCCUGUAAUACACAUACCUAUAUUUAUUAGAAUAAUUUUAGUGGCCUCUAGUGGGUGUUUGUGGCAUUUUUUAUUUUUUACAUUUAAAGCACCUAAACUCAUAGAGGACAUUUCUUGCUGCCAGGUCACUAUCAGCCUACCAGGUUACUUCUCCUUUUUAAGUGCUUACCUCCAGGGAGUUGGUAAAGAGGCGAGUAGAGGAGAUAUGAUAGCCAUUGUCAAAUAUCUUAAGGGCUGUCAGCCACAUGGAAGAUGGAGCAAGCUCGUCUUCUCCUGCUCCGGAGGAUAAGACCCGAACCAAUGGCUUCCAGGUACAGGAAAGGAGAUUCCAAAUCAGGGAUCAGCAAACUUUUUCAGCAGGUAGCCGGUCCACUGUCCCUCAGACCUUGUGGGGGGCCGGGCUAUAUUUUGAAAAAAAUUAAUGAACGAAUUCCUAUGCACCACAAAUAACCCAGAGAUGCAUUUUAAAUAAAAGGACACAUUCUACUCAUGUAAAACAUGCUGAUUCCCGGACAGUCUGCGGGCUGGAUUUAGAAGGCAAUUGGGCCGCAUCCAGCCCCCGGGCCUUAGUUUGCCUACCAAUGUUCCAAAUCAACAUCAGCAGCGGUGACAACUUGAAUAAAAUAUGGGGGGGGGGGGAGGCCAGGAAAACCCCACCCCACAUAAUCGAUCACAAGACAUCACACACACACCCCUAUUUGAAUGGCAAUGCCCAUCAACUUGGGGGUGGGGGUGGGCAAAUAUUUUAUUGUGGGGGAGUUGGCUCCUAUGAACAUCAGGAAGAACCUUUUGACUGUGGAACAAACUCCCAUGAGAGGUCAUGGACUCAGAGGUGAACUUUGGGCUCUCAAACUUCAGCUGCACCCUGUGUGAUGCUACAUUCAGUGACACACACACACACCCGCCUCUUGCACUCGGUUCCACAUAAUUGUUGCGGCUCCCCCUGUGACACCGGCACCCGGUGCAGCCAAAUGCCCUAAAACAGUCUCUGACGGGCUCUCCUUCACUGGAGGCUUUUAAGCAGAGGCUGGCUGACCCCCUGACAUGUAUGAUCCAGCAGAGAUUCCUGUAUUGCAGAGGGUUGGACUAGAUGACCUUUGGGGUCCCUUCCAACUCUACAAUUUUAGGAUUCUGUGUCCUUGCGGGGGGGGGGGGAGAGAUCAGUGUAACUCGAAAGCGCGCAUUUGCCUCUUCAGCAGAACUUCGGAAACCAAUUCUGUCUUUUUAAAAAAAGUCAUCCGAAACAAGACCAAUCGCGAAGUUGGCAACAGGUAAACUCGGUGCUGAAAGUGAGGGCACGAAGUGAGGGCGGCAGCGGGCUUCGGUUUCCCUUAACGCGCAUGCUCAAGCCAACCGGGGGCGGGGACUUUUGACAGUUCGCUUCUCCUGCCCUCCACGUUCCCCUUUGCGAGGGGGCGGGGCAGGCGCCAGCGCGGCCAAUCGGCGGCUCCCACGACCCACCCCGUGGAACCUGGCUCGGAAUGUUGAGAGUUCCAGAGUUCCGAAGUGAACUUCUCGGCGGGUCGGGCGGCGCACGUGGGGACGGAGCGGCUCCGCAGGCAUGGUGUCUCCCCGGGCUUACUCGAGCAGGCUGGGCUCGGCGCUGCCCUUGCUUCUGGUCCUGUGGGACCUGCACUACCAGGGUGAGCAGGAAGCGCUCGCUGCUGCGGGACUGGGGUGGGCAAGCCCGGGCGUUUGCUUAACCGGGAAGUAGGGCGGUUAAUUACCAGGAGGAAAGUUAAGCGAGUUGUUUUAUUUUUCAGAGGUGGGGAAACAGUGGCAAUAUAUGAGGUGCUGCAAUUUAGGGCGUUUCGACUUUCCCCACUUCCAAAUCGGGUGCUAAAAAGGUGGUCACAGCGCUUGGGAAUCCAAAAGGUGUUUUGGCUAAAUUAGUAUGAUUCAGAUGUGCUUGGUAAGUAGAAAGUGUGUAAAAUAGCACUGAAACCAUAGAAUUGUACAGCUGAAAGGUACCCUAAGGAUCAUCUAGCCCAACUUAUUGCAAAAUGCAGCUGUCCCAUAUCUUGAUGGAACUCGCAAACUUGGGGUUAUCAGCACCAUGCUCAACUAGUCGAGCUAUCCAGGUAUGCUCAGAAAUGACUGCCAAGUACUUGCAGUUGUAUUGUAUGUUGUUAUUAUUAUUAUUAAGGUAAAAUUAAAACUACUUGGUUUUCUGAAAGCAGUUUACGUGCUUUAACAUAGACUUACCAAGCUAAAUAUUGCCCAGCCACAAAAAUAAUAGCAGAUUUGAAGUCCUCACACCCAGAAACGUGUUUUGAAGACCUCUCACUGAAGAAAUUGGCAAAAAUUAAGUUUCACCCCCUAAAAUGACAGCAAAGCUGGCCUCCUUGGGGUGAGAGGGGGUGGAUAUGUCGGUGAAAUUCCACUUAAUAGUGAACGGCAAAAUGUGAGCUGGCUUUUUGGGCCACUACAGAGUCUAGCGUGGGUUAACGUGUGGAAUAUGGACCUGCUCUUCUGCUGGCUGGUGUCCAAUGGUGGCCCUAGCAGGGCUCAGGAAGGAGCUUGAGUGGUGUAGCAUAGAAAAUAUGUGUGAGGGAUCCUAUUGUGUGUUGUCCGUAAGGGGAGUGACUCAAGUUUUGCCAGUAGUAAUCAUAGCUCUUUGCCAAUUGUUGGAGAGAAGAGAGAUGCAAUGGGAGUCCUGUCUGUGUCUGUUCAAAGAUGAUAAAAGUAUCCUCUAGCAUUUUUCAGACCAGCACUAUACAUAUCUUAUUUCAGUUAUAUUCGGUGAGCCUUGUUCCCUAGCAACUGUUUAGGAUUUCAGUUUAAGAAUAUGGUUUGGGAAGUGUCCAGCUAAAAUCUUGCUUAUUUUCCGGCAUUGCUCAAAUCUCACUGUGAGUGACAUUGGGCAAGCUACACCUCCUUCAGGCUCAGCUGUUCCAACUGUAAAGUGGAGAGGACAUUGUCAUCCUGCCUUAAGUUACAGAACUGUUCUAAUGAUGUAAUAAUGUGUGUGAGGCACAUUGAGCAUGUAGGAAGAUAUAAAAAUUUUAUAUUGUAGUAACACAGCAUUUCCUGUUAGUAAAAAGCUGUUGUUGGUGUAUUGUCCUGAGCUCCUUGGAUAUUAUUAUUAUUAAUUAAAUCUGUAUACUGCCCUUUAUCCAAGGUCACAGGGCAAUUCACAACAUAAUAAUACAAAAUGAGAGCAGGAAAUAUAUAAUGAAACAAAAGCACAGCAAAACCAGUAACCCUGUUCCCACAAACACAUGUACAAGGUCAUAGAAUGUUAUUCAGCCAGAGACGGUUGAAGUGGAAUGUAUUUGCCUGGUGCCUAAAGGUGUAUAAUGAAGGCGCCAGGCAGGUCUCCUUGCGGAGAGCGUUCCACAAACUGGGAGCCACCACAGAAAAGGCCCAUUCUCAUGUUACCACCCUCCAGACAACUCAUGGAGGAGGCACACAAAGAAGGGCCUCAGAAGUUGAUCUCGGGCUCAGUGUAGGUUCAUAUGCAUUUAAUUUGUGAACCAGGCAAUGGCAAAUACUGUGUAAACAAAACUUUCCACAAUCACAACAUCCACAGUAGUUUCGAAGUCCAUCCUUUCUGUGCUUCCUUUAUCCUCACAUGGGUGGCUGUGACCUGGGGUCUAUGGCUAUCAAGGCAGUACGCAUUACAGAUCUGUGCACUUGGUGGUCAGCAUACAUAGGUCAACAUAGUAUCAUACAUAUGUAUGAUACUAUUAUAAUGCAGUCUAUUAAUUGGCUGUGGGGCAUAGCCUGAAGACACAUAAGGUCACCACCUUGCUGAAGCUAAGCAGGUCUUGUCCAUGCCACCUGAGAACCAGUUCUGGUCAGUUGGGUGACCACCCAAGAGCAACAUACAUGCCACCUUGGGUUCCAUGUCAGAAGAAAGAUUCCAUGUCAGGAAAUAAAUAAUCCUAAUAUUCUGAGUUUGCAGGGGCACAUAUGACGAUCACUUGUCUUGUGAUAGGAAUAGAAUUGUGUCUAGUGCUAUUGCUGUGCUUUUCGGCAACCAUUUAACUGUAAGUAAGCUCUGAUGAACCCCCCAUGUAACACUUCCAAAUAGAUAUGCUGAGGAGCAAAGGUAGAUCAACACUAUAUAUUUUUAAAAAUUAAGUUUAAAACACACUCAGCGCAUACUUAAAGCCACAUGGCUUCCCUCAGAGUGUCCUGGGAAAUGUAGUUUGUUAAGGGUGGUGGGAAUUGUGUGUCUCUGUGUGGGAAACUACAGUUCCCAGAUUUCUUUGAAGGAAGCCCUGCGCUUUGAAUGUGCUUUAAAAGCAUCGUGUUCAUCUGCUUCAAGGUAUGAUGCCCCAUCCCUAUGCAUUUAGAAUAAUCACGUGGCACAGCCCUGAUGGAGUGUACCACUUCAGACUGUAGAUGGGAGGAGUUUCCUGCUAUAAUGUUUUUUGGCGUAGAAAACUCCUUGCAUUGGAAAACUUGCACAUCGAGGAGAGAAUUGUGUUACGACUCUCCACCCCACCCCACCCACUGUCUUAGCUUUGUAACUACAGGGAGCUUCUCUGAGACCUAUAGGCUAGGUAGCAGGUAAGCCUGUAGCGCCCUUAGCAUCUAAAGUGGGACAGUCUCAGCAGUACAUGGUUAUUCUGAAUGAAUAAAUUGACUUUACAUUUAGUGGUUGUAUGUGGAAAACUGCAAUCUUGGAGUUUUGUACUUUGUCUUUGAGGGACACACUUGCAUGCAUUUAUAUAUGAUUUCUAGCUAUAUAAAUACUGGCUCUGGUUUCGUAAGAUAAAGUUGAACUCUUUAUAGCUCACUCAUCUCAAGUAAUAAGAGUCUUGUACAGCCUCCAUAGACACUCGCGUAACUUUGCUUUCAGUUUUUCUCUUAAUAACACCCAGAUAACCGCGCUUCAUAUUUUUUGAGGGCAUGCAUGAGGUAAGAAGAGAUUGCGCAGAUAUAAUGUAAUUUGGCCUCCAGAGUUUUUAUUGUCCGUGAUGAUGCGUGAAAUGGGGAAGGAAAUCAUCAUAUUGGCUGUCAGAGCUCAGUGAGUCUGUUGAACAUUUAGAGGGAAAAGUUAUUUGUACUUGAAAAUGGCAACUUUGCUUUGGAAAUCGGUGUAAGACCAAAAAAGGAAGGGGAAUUUUAAAAAAAACCAUAUUCCUUAGUUCCUUCCUUUUCUUUCUAAAUGCAACUAGCUAGAAAGUACACAAAAGUGUAUUUGUUUGUGUUGGUGACCCCAUUGAAAGCACAAAAUGCGCUUGAGGGCAGCAAACUGAAUUAACUUUAUAAAUCUUAUGACUGUUACGUAUUUAAUGAUCUGAGGGAAUUAACUCGUUUUAACUUUGAGAAAAGGAAACAGAAAUUGCAUCAUGGCUUGAUAGAGUAUGCAGAUUUUUAUUCUGUUUUAUUCAUAUUCACGUAUGAUAAUGUUGUGGCGUCAGCUUGGAUGGAGGAAGGAAGCAAAUAAAAUAGUAAAACAAUUCAAUUUCUUUUUUAACGAUAUUAAAUAUUUUUUUUUCUUCAUUCAGGUGCGGAAUGUGGGAUAAACGCAGAAGUCGAAAAACAACUUGAAAUGGGAAAGAAGCUGUUGGCAGCUGGGCAGUUGGCAGAUGCUUUGUCUCACUUCCACGCUGCCAUAGGUGUGUGUCGAAAAGCAGUUGCAUUUCAUUUGAUAGCGUUUGACUUUUGCCAAAUUUUUGUUCUCCUCUCUUUUACCCACAAGUUCACUGUUCAUCUACAAAAACCUUUUCCUCUGUGUACCAUCCCUCUUGCCUAGUAUUUUGAAAAGUAAGCAGCACACCGCUUCCUGUCUUUUUCCUUUUGUUGAGGAUCACUGGUCGAUGUUCUCUAGUAUGUUAUGCCUGCUCUUCUUUUAAUUCCUGGCAAGCUGUGUAUUCAGCUAAGUCUGCAGUAAGGAGUCUUUUCCCUCUCAUCUACAGCUGAAACAAAGACUGUAUACCAGGCAUGUCCAAAGUCUGUUUCGGGGCCUAAUCUGGCCCGCUGGUUGGUUAAUCCUGCCCCUGUGGCAGUCUUAUCUCCUGGGGUAAAAUCCUAAAAAAAGUCAACAACUUUGGUCGGCCCUCACGCAUGUUCACUUCAUCAAAUCUGGCCCUCUUUGAAAAACGUUUGGGCACCCCUGCAAUACCCACAUCUUUAUUUGCACAUUCCCUUCCCUUCUUGCUCUUGCUGUCCUUGUCUUACCAUUUUUCUUCUCCUGCUUUUGUCUCUCUCUCUCUGUCAAAACUGUGAUUGUGAGCUCCAUGAGGCAGGGACCUAGGGGUUUUUUUUGUGGGGGGGGACAUGUGCAUUGAUGGUAGUUUCAAGUAACAGUAAGCCCCACUGAAAUCAACAAGACUUGCUCGCAACAUGUGAUUGUAGUUGGGAAUCAGGGUACACGUGUCAUAAUUUGCAGAUGCAGCUCCAAUUUGAUGUAACAAUCCCAGUUUGACCUACUGUGGUUUAUCAGUCCAAGAAUGAGCCGUGUACCUGCUGCAUUCUUCCUCCUUAAUUCAAGGACCUGGUUUCUGCAAAGUUAGAUCUGACCCUAGUUUUGUAUCCUGGUUUGAGGGAGAAGAAGAGUUUGGAUUUGAUAUCCCGCUUUAUCACUACCCGAAGGAGUCUCAAAGCGGCUAACAUUCUCCUUUCCCUUCCUCCCCCACAACAAACACUCUGUGAGGUGAGUGGGGCUGAGAGACUUCAGAGAAGUGUGACUAGCCCAAGGUCACCCAGCAGCUGCAUGUGGAGGAGUGGAGACGCGAACCCGGUUCACCAGAUUACGAGACUACCGCUCUUAACCACUGCAUCACACUGGCUCAAGGAGCCCUUAAGCCAAAACUUAAAGGUUCAGAAAUCAGGGAAACCAUGGUUAAACAAGGCAUGUGAGGGGAGGAAGGUGCAUGUCGGCACAUAGCUUGUUUUUAGGCUGGUAAACAAUGGUUCAUUGGAAUGCGGUCAUGCGGUCUGAAGCAGGCCUUUGCCUUAGUAGUGGUGACUUUUGAAUUUUCUGUCCAUUAAAUGGGCAUGCUUGGUGGUAAAGUUCUCCUUGGUGCAUUCUUUAGGCUUGGUUAGUCAUGGCAGAUAGAAAAAUGCAGCGUGUAACGACAGUCUAUAUUGUGAAUUGUACAGGACUUAUCCAAAUCUCCCGGAUGUCUGUGGGCUCUGGGUGUUCAGAGUGCGAUUUAGGCCUGCUUAGGGAAAUCCAGGGGGUUAACACACUUGACCCAUAGGCUGGCAUGGGCCAAAACCCGAUAUGGGACCUUCAUCCACAUAUAAGGCAGGAGGAGUGAGUAUGAGGUGUAAGUGGGAGAGGAAUGCUGAACUGUCCCCCAUGUUUUCUCCUUGCCUUUGGUUGCUCCAGCACUUGGUCUCCAUUCAGGACUCUGGUCCUGUAACUUUUAACUGUAUUUCUAUGUGAACGAGAUUGAUGCAAGGAAAGAGAAAUUGCCUGUCUGUCCCUGGGGCACCAGGUUUGGUUCACAGCAAGGGGCUUGCCCGUUUCAGUUGAAUCCUUCUAAAUGGAGAACUGCUUUACAUGUGAAAUUUGCGCUACGCAAAUGUGAUCUCCCAUGUAUGGGAGAGAUCAGGAAAGACUCAAUCCUGCGUGAAUAAUUGCAGAAAAACCCUCCACCACUUGGGUUGUGUUUCAACUUCCCUGCCUUUCUUUGGAGAAAAAUUGUGUAGGUUUGGGCCUGAUAGAUUUUCUCUGCGGCAGGUCAACUAGCAAACAUCAUUGUGGUGAGGAGUGUGACAAAUGUUUUAGGCUCUCCUUGACUUUUUCUACUUUCAGGGCUUCUCUCUCCCUACUCUGCUUUGCCACUUUGACAAGGAUAGCUCCUGAAACGCUGCUGAUAAGCAUUUCCAACCCAUGAAGCUUGGGCUGCACUUUGCAGCGAUUUUUUCUGAAUUGUUCUUAGCUACUAACGUGGUUAAACUUGAGCUCCCAAUUUACCGAGUCGAGGCACCAACAACCAUCCAUUUCGUACGCCGGGAGAUAUCUUCUGGCUCGGAACGCUGAGCUUGCUUUUAUGCAAGCGAUAAGAUGUUUGAGUUCUUUUUAGAUGUAAACAGAUGUUGGGGCUGAUGGAUGGUAUGUGGUAGCUGUGAUCCUGCACCUCUAAUCGCAAAACUUGGAUCUUUGGCAGAGAGUAACAGAUGAGUCUUCGUAGGUGUCUUCCAUUCUAGGUGUUCUCUGCCAAGAAGUGGCAUUUUUUGUAGCGCAUUAAACCUUAAUUUCUUUUCCUGCUACAAGGGAGGUGGCACUUAAUGAUUAAUUUGGGGAACUGAGGAGGCAGUUGGAUUUUCCCUAAUCUGUUACAAAAGCUGUCAUGUGGCUGCAUAACACGAGCUUUCCACAUAAUGUGGCCUCAGGACGUGUUCUUAGAUUUUCUCCACCACCUGUUGAUGACAGACUUCUACCUUACAGCAGGUGUUGGGUAGAAAGGUUAUCAACUAAAGGAAUGGAAUUCAGCAAGACUGAUUCCUGGCACCUCAUAUUGUUGCAAGUUUAGUAUCGGGAGGAUGGGGAGCAUGGGAUAUGGAACAGCAGGAAGCAUUUCCCAGAAAAGCCUGCCUGUUGCCACCACUUUUACAGUUUUCUGGCUUGGUUUGUUGUGCCAGGACAAAAGGGAGCUUCAAAGGGUGUUUAGCUAUCUAGCUUUACCGGUAGUCGAAACAAUAUAAAAUUGAAUAAAAUUAAAAAAUUAAAAAAUUCCUUCCAUUAGAGCCUUAGAGUUAUUGGUUAGUUAGUUAUUGGUAUGAGCUGUCGUGUGCAUGCACACUUCUUCAGAUACCUGUACCAGUAUGAACCCAUGAUUGCUUUUAAAAUAUAUUUAUGGUGGUUGUUUCAUUUGUGUUUUGCGGUUUAUGGUUUAUCUUGUGAUGGGAAAGUCUUAAAAUCUUGUGUGUCCGUCCGUCCGUGUCCCCUACUCAGGCUAUCGGCAUCUCCAUGCUGCUGAAAUGUUGCAUCCAUUAUCUGGGGUCAUGGCUUAAAAAUGUUGCCAAAGGCACAAAUUCAGAGAACACAAAUUGUGAUAAACGGGAGAAGUACUUCAGUAGCAGGAGUAGGGAACCCUUGGCCUUUGAACGUAACUAGAGCGGCUAGGUCCCCCCAGGCCAUUUCUGCCAAGACACACCUACCUGCCCUCUGACCUUUGCAAGGCCUGGCAAUCAGCUGAUCAUUGGUGCUUUGCAGGCUGUGCCUUUGAUUUCAAACCACAGGGGCAAAAAUGAGUCCUAACUAAAUGAGCCUACCUAUCAAACUUAGCCCAUAGGGGGAAGAUAAGGAUCCCUCCAUCUACUGCAUCCAGUUCUGUGGACAAAGGAAACAAUAGUUUAAUUGCAGGGGGGGGGGUAGCUCUCUUUUUUGUCAUGAACCCAUUUUUUAUUUUUUAUUUUUGGAAAGGUGUGCAUGGCCAUGAUUUGGCUCAAGUUGGACAGAGUGGGGACUUGUGGAUUUCAUGAAGCCUCCCCUUAUCCCUCCUGCCCCCUCCCCACAAUUCAAGCAAUGGGGAGAAGUAUCUGGUUUGAAGCACUGAGAAACUCCUCCUUAGGCAGCCUAAGACCUGGGGGCCAGAUCCAGCCCAGUCGCCUUCUGAAUCCAGCCCACAGAUGGUCCAGGAAUCAGCAUGUUUUUACAUGAGUAGAAUGUGUCCUUUUAUUUAAAAUGCAUCUCUGGGUUAUUUGUGGGGCAUAGGAAUUCGUUCAUUCCCCCCCCAAAAAAUAUAGUGUGGCCCCCCACAUGGCCUGAGGGACGGUGGACCGGCCCAUGGCUGAAAAAGGUUGCUGACCCCUGUCCUUAGCAAAGCCUAUACAAUGCAGCAUUCUUGAUGCGAAAGGAAAGUUUUGUACUUCCAUUCAGUCCCAUAGCAUCCUCAUUGUCUGGGAUGGGAAUGAGAAGUUAGGGUUGGCAUGUUUCUGUCCCUGCUGAUUGCUGUAUCAGCAGAAUUAAUGGGGAUUCUUAGAAGAACACGCCACCUCUGAUCUCCAGUGAGAUGGUUAUUUGGCCUUCCGCAAAUGAGAGAUGCGGGAGCCUGCACCAAAAUGUAAAACGGCCUUCGAAAGGCAAGCCUGCAGUUUGAGAUAAAAAGCUUUAGCAUGUAGGGGGCUUGACUUCAUUCCACAGCUGGAAUCCACUUGGAUGCUCACCUCCUGAAGCCCUAAAAAAUAACCAGGAAGCUGAAUGCUCCUAUGUGCGUGGGAUUUUCAUUUUUUCUCCCAUUAGCGUUAAUAGUGCAAAUGUGUGCCGAACGGCUGUCCUAUGGAAACGUUCCCUCCGCUAAUUAAAUGGUGGUAUCAGGCUGCUUAAAAAUUCUGGUAAUGGCACUGUUAUUUCUCCUUAUUGCAUGCUUAGUUGUAUCCAAAGAUUUGGCUGGCUUGAGGCUAUGUUCUGAUUGCUGCUUCUUCACUUGCAGAAGGGGACUCUGAUAACUACCUUGCCUAUUACAGAAGAGCCACAGUAUAUUUAGCCAUGGGCAAAUCUAAAGCUGCCAUUCGUGACUUAAGCAAGGUGGUUGAAUUAAAGCAGGAUUUCACAUCGGUAAGCAAUACUUUCCAGAGACUCCUCCAGGGUGGAUGAAAACGGCUUUUGUCUUUGUUUUUUAUGUUGCCUUUUAAAUGGGAAUCUUUUUUUCUCUCUCUAGUAAGUGGCAUAAUCAAACAGAAAACUUUUUAUUAUCCUGUAACUUGGAGAGGUUAAAUGUAGACUGAAAUUCCAGCAACUGCAGGAUACAAAAUGUGCUUUAGGAAAGAGGGCCACCUUUUCAAAGCGUUAAUUCAGCUUCUUAUGGGAUUGUAAGGUACCCAAUAUUGUGCUGAUAUUUUGAUGCAAAGUAGGAGUGACUACUGACUAUUGAAAUCAAGCCUCCAUAGAUUCUUACAUGCCCUCAGUCAGUUUUUUGAGAUGGAUUCUUCAGUGGUCUCCCGGUCCCCUUUCCUAAAUCACUAGAUCACAAAUUCCUUGCGGGCAGGGAUGUCUAUCAUUUUGCUUAUGUUGUAGAACAAUGUAGAACAUUGUGCACGCUCCUGCUGCAGUUCCCAAAGGUCAACCAUCUUCCCAUGGAACCCUGGGACUUGUAGCUCUCUGAGAGGAACUGGAGUCUCCUAAUGGCUCUCGGCAUCCUUAAGAAACUACAGUUCCCAGAAUCCUUUGGGAGAAGCCAUGACUGUUCAAAGUGGUAUCAUAGGGCUUGAAAUGUGUAGUGCACAUGCAGCCCACAUCUCUUCAGAGGCAAAUUUGGUUGAAUUCAGUGGGGUUAUUUAAAGUGGGGGAAUUAUUGAACAGGAGUGGUAAAUGACAGCCUCCCCAAAGGCUUUGUAAGACUGGGGGUUCUCAGUGGAAAAUGCACCCCCCCCCAGUAACUGACCUGUGCCUCAUAAUACAGAUUCUAUCUUCCUUGGCGAUCUGGACAUUUAGCCUUUGCCCUUUGACUCUUGGUUCUAGCUAGGCAGCUUCCCAAAGAAUUACCUGGGGUGGUGGGAGGGGCAAAGGUACUUCACGGAACAGCAACAAAAUGCUCUAUGCUUUGAAAUAGAAAAUAUGUGUUGAAUGUAUGUGUGCCUACACUUAAGAACUUCAUUCAUUCAUUCAUUUAAUUUUUAUCCCACCUUUCCAAAGAACUGAAGGUGGCAUAAUUGGUUCUCUCUCCUCCUGCAUAGGGUAGCUUGGGAUGAGAAAUAGGGCUACUCAAAGGUCACCCAGGGAUUCCAAUGACUGAGUGGGGAUUGGAGCACAGACUUCCCUUAGUUUUGCACUAGGUAUGUUACACGGUGUCUUCCUGUGUUACAGAACUGUUUCCUUUAUUUUAGGCGAGGCUGCAAAGAGGACACCUGCUACUGAAGCAGGGAAAGUUUGAUGAGGCCGAAGAGGACUUUAAGAGAGUGGUAAGUAAGAAACCUUAAUAAUGGGGUUAUUGAAAUAUGGAACAGCGCCCGUGCUGAAAAAAGGUGGUGCUUUGCACAUAUCCAGUGCAUGUCACACAGGGAAGCUCCUGUGUCACAAUGGCAGAAUAAAUAUUUUUUAAUUUGUGCAGUGCUAGGAAGAAGGGGAAAGUGCAAGACUUCUCUGAGCAUAAAACUGACUAGAUAGGGUACUGAUAUUUCAAUACAUUUCCACAAUGGAAAGGAAAAUGCUAAACUGAAGCAAUAAACUAACAGCACAGUGCGCUUACUCUGAUGUAAACCCCACUGUGUACGAUAUGAUUUGCUCUCUACGCAUAAAUUUUGCAGCUUAACUUUCCAAACCCUUCGUGAAUUUGUCCAAUCUAUUUUUUUUAAGUCAUCUAAGCUAGUAGCCAUCAUGACAUCUUGUGGCUGUAAAUUGUAUGACUUAAAUAUUGUGUGAAGAAGGGCUACUGCAAAUGGUCUCUCCAGAUCUAACACUAGUCAAGUUUCAGUGGAUGAUCCUGAGUUCUAUUCCCUCUCAUAAAUUUCCCUUUCUUCACAACGUACAAUUUCCGUAUGUUUGUUUGCUACGUAGCCAAAUGUAUAUGAAUGGGAAGCAGCCAAAAUGAUUCAAGUUGUUAUAACAUUUCUGGGAUGCUUACGACUGUAAAUCAAAGAUAUUAACAGGAAAAUGGGAUUUUGAAAUCUAAUAGGGUUUGGAGAUUGAGAACUCUAUCCAGAGACAGUUAAAAAUCCUUGGAGACAAGAGAGCCAUGAUUUAAGCAUGACUGACUUGAGGCCAAAGUAUUAAAAAUAUGAAAAACAAACACACACCUCUUUCCCAGCACAAUAAUUUCUACCAUAGUUUUGUUUGCUGGUGAAACAUAGGCAAUGAGUGCUCUCUAUGAUUUUAAACAGUUCUGGAAUUUCCCCCAUCAUGUGCAUGUAGCAUUCUUAAUGUGUUUUGUGCUUUUGAAAAGCCUUUUUUAAGGUUCCAUUGGCGACUGAACUUCGUUUGCAAGGGAAAACUGUGGGUUGUAUCCAUCGGAAUUGUCCUGUUUGUGCAAGGACUUCUGUGUGCACAAUGGGACGGCGGCUCCUUUCUCUGUGUGCCCCACAAUCUGUUCGGGGGGCGGGUUGUUUCCCCAAAUCCUCCUGGAGAGGAAGCCCCAUUGCGCAGAUGGAAGGGCGUGUGCUAAUGGGACAACUUUGUUAGAGACCAUGCCAUUAGUCAGACCCAGGGCUGGUACAAAAUCUGCCUGAUAUGCCUCAUGGUGCCACUGGCCCUGAAUAGCCCUGGGUGUUGGCCCAUUUUAAGGCAUCUUGAUUGGGAGUGACCACCAAUAGACCCCACCUGUCUGUAGGCAAGAGUUUGCAGUGCACACAAACCAUUGGCAAUAUUUAAGCUGGAGCUUCUGGUCUUUCUGUGCCUGUGUAAACGCCUAUUAAAUAUAGCAUCACACUUUCAGAAGAUAUAGAAGCAUGAUUAGUCGCACCAACAGGGUAAAGAACAGCUUCUAUCCGUGGGUUGUUAGGCCGCUGAAUGAAACGAUAACAACAGGGCAACUGACUUUCGGGUUUGGUGGGUGGGUGUCAGUAAACGAGGGGAAUUAAGACUUAAGAGAGCUGAGUGGGGGGUGCUCAUGUAAUCUCACUGUAUACAAGCUGUACAAGUGACAAUAAAGUAUUUCAAUUUCUAGCAUUUGCCUUUUUGCAAAUCAAACCUUUUUUUUAGAAAGGGGAGGCUAUAAACAGAAUAAAUUAUAAGCUUUCCUUGAGAAAGUUAAAGUGGCAUGUUGUGUGAAGCUACAGUGUGGCGUCUUUCAAGCAGAAUUAGUGUGUUGCUUGGAGGAAUAAAUUUAGCCCUCCAGAUGUAAGGAAUUAAAAGCGGGCAGGUGGCUUCAUCAACCAGUUGUGCUGCUAAAGCCAUAAAGUUUGGCUAUGUGGAAGACGGUUUUGUCUUUUAUGUGGUGUGAGGUGGUUCUGCAGAUUACACUUGUAGUUUUUCUAGAUGGCUUCUGGAAUGGAUGAGCUCUUAGUAAAUCCCACCCCUUGUCAACUGGCUUCCGGAGGAAAAUAGGAAGCAGAAAUGUAGAUUUCACAGGGAUUAUCUUUCGUGCCGCACAAUGGAAAUCUUUUAAGUGUUUCUUAUGCUGUGUGGAAUAUAUGCAGCUACAAAGAUUUUAGCACCGUGGUAAUUUGGGUGAAUGUGUGAUCAGUCCCAAGUGGGGGGACUGUGUGUGAAUUGGGCCCUGGUGAGUUUGCCCCCUCUCUGUCUUUUUAAAAUGGCAUUAAUGCGUAUAAUGAAGAGGAGGUCUGGCAGAGGGUGCAUAACAAACAAGAAUUUUAAUAACAAGGGGAUUAUUGGUGACAUAGCGGGGCAGCAUGCUGCUCCUUGCAAUACAAAAUUGAAAUUGAUAGCACAGGGACUGGAAGGUGACUCAGACAAUUCCUAGUGUGGCAGAUUAAGGGAGACACUAGACUAUCAUAUUUCUCAGGAACCAAAAGUGGAAAACUUAUUGUUCAUUUUGUAUUGUUCCACUAGAGGCCAGCAAAGACUAUUAUUGAAGAACAACUUCUUUUGUCAGCUUCUUGUCAGUUGUGUUUUUCUAAUACAGAAUGUCCUGUUAAGUUUUGUAUCCUGCCUAUUUGAUUUAAAUGCUGCGUAGCCAAUAGAAGAGGGCCUUCUGGCGGUUCCCUCAUUGCCAGGUCACAGGAACCAGACAGAGGGCUUUCUCGGUAGUGGUGCUCGCCUUGUGGAACGCCCUCCCAUCAGAUGUCAAGGAAAUAAACAACUAUCUGACUUUUAAAAGACAUCUGAAUGCAGCCCUGUUUAGGGAAGUUUUUAAUAUUUAAUGCUGUAUUGUUUUUAACACUCGAUUGGGAGCCGCCCAGAGUGGCUGGGGACACUCAGCCAGAUGGGCGGGGUAUAAAUAAUAAAUUAUUAUUAUUAUUAUUAUUAUUACAGGCCUUUCUGCUUUAAAUAGGCCAUAGUGUUUCUCUCAAGACAAUGUGAUUCCUAGUUAUUAUAUAUUUACAGUUAUUAUUAUUUUACAAUUAUUAUUUUAGUCAUAGUUCUGAUUUGUUUGCGGGACGGUUAUGCAGCAAUGAACAUUCAUCCUGAUGUGUUUGUGGAGUGUUUACACAUCUCGAUGCAUUUCCCUGUCACUUUCCAAACCAUAAAAAAUUCAUAAAAAAAGAAAAAAUGGUACAGGAUAGCUCAGUUGGUUAGAGCAUGGUGCUGAUAGCACCAAGGUUGCAGGCUCAAUCCCCCUAUGGGACAGCUGCAUAUUUCUGCAUUGCAAGGGGUUCGACUAAAUGAUCCUCAGGGUCCCUUCCAACUCUAUAAUUCUCUGAUUUGUUGCAUUAGGGUGAAAGAGCCCUUUGCGCAAACCUAAAGUCAUGCGAAGUCAAAACCAGAUGGUGCCACCAGAUGGCGCCAGAGAGCAAAAAAAAAUCUUUGCCAUUUUUACAUAGCAUUUUUAAAAUUUUGUUAUGACGAUUCAAUUUCUGACUUAUUUAUAGCGGGUUUUUCCUUUUAUGUAGACCCCCUCCAGAUUAGUGCUGGGAAGGAGAGAGGCAAGAGGGGAACCAACCAGAACUCCCCAGUUGCCCACUCGCUCCUCCUCUGCCUAACAGCUGCUUUGGUGCCAGCCAUGGCAUGUGAUGAUGGGGCUGGAGAGCCUUGCAGCUCCACUCCUGAUGGGUUGCUCGUUUGAUUGCAUUUAUAUCCCAACUUUUUCUUUGGUGUACAUUUAAUCCCCGUAACAACCAUGUGAGGUAGGUUAGACUGAGAGGCAGUGACUGGCCCAAGGGCACCCAGUGUCAGGAGUUCAGCCUACACUCGAGUAGGACCCUGGCAGAGACACAUGCCCGACUGGCAUGUUCUCUCCCUCCUGGUCGAUCGUUCAGGAACUUCAAAAGCUUUCUUCAGCCCGAACAUCACAGCGACUGAUGCCAACCGACACCGGCACACUUAGGCAUCCGCUGUCGGAAUCUCUGCUCGACCGAGCUGAUAAAGCUCAUCCUCCUCCGGCCGAGUCCUCCGGAAUCGCCUCUGACAUGAUUGAUGACCUGAGCCUCUGAUAAGGCUCCAGGCACAUCCUCCAUUCAGCAGAGAAUCAAAGCAGCACGCGGAAGUGAUGAGAUUUAUGGCUACAUGCCUAUGCCUUAUUUUCUAAGCUACGCUGACAGAAAAAAAAUACAUCCUCUCUCUGUGAGAGCAGAGAGCAACUGAAAAACAAAGGAACAGGAAACCAGUAACAUCACAUCCAUCUCCUGUCUUCCGUAAGACUUCCAACAGCCUGGAAGGUCUCUGGAAUGUAAACAGAGUCUUGUGACUCUAAGCAGCUACACAGUGGCAAACAGAAACUAACAUCCACAGAGUCUUCGCAGCUUGCGUAACAGACCUCAGCAACACAGCAUUUUGGCUAAUCUACUUUAUUUACAUAUAAACACACAUGGAGCACUGCAACAUGGCUCCCUCUCUCUCUAGCAUCAGAUAGCAAAGAGAAAAAGAACAAAGGACAAUAGUCCCACUUCACAGAACACAGUAACACAAACAUCCUGUCUCCGUCACUUCCCACUCUAUGGAGUCAAAACAUAUACCGUCAUGUGAUAGACAAAAAUCCCAUGACUGCAAUCAUGGAGCAGGAAUUCUAACACCCAGUGGGGGGGGGGAUUUGAACCCUGAUCUUCCAGGUCCUAGCCUGGCACUCCAACCACUUCACCACAACAUUGGAGUGCCAAACACACGAGCAACCCAUAAGCGGGGCUAAUGGCUGUCAGUUGCCAAGUCUAGGCAGACCAAAUGAUAAACAUACGCGAGAGAACCUGGGGUUAGAGUGCAAUCCUGUGCACACUUACCUGGGACUAAGCUCCAUUGAAUACAGUGUGACUUACCUCUAAGUAAAUGUACAUAGAAUGGCAUGGUGUGGGUGUCGCGUUUGGGUUUAGGUAGAUAUGAAGCCCUGAUUCUCAAAGCAGUUUAAGGAAAGAGAGGGGAAGGAAACCGAACACAAAUCCUAAGUUUUGAAUUUGUUGUUGUUGUUUCUUUUGAAUUAUUUGCUUUGUGUGUGUGAGGUUUUUAAAAAUCUGCUUUCAGAAAUUGAUGAAACGACUUCUAAUGUGCCUGCUGGUGUUUUAUGGAUUGAUUUUUUUUAAAAAAAAUGUUGCACUGUGGGUUAUAAGAUUGGUUAGCUAUGAAAAACUGAUAAAUUACAUGACACCAACCUUAGGAAUAUGCAGGCUAGAAAUGCAAGCUGAUGAAGCUCAGUAUGACAAAUUGUUAAACCCAACACAUGUCGCUGUAUUUUUGGCUUAACAAAGCAAAUAGAUUCAUAAAGCAGAAAUGAGAUGCACACGCAAAUAAUUUUUAAAAGCAGUUUGACCACUUCCAUCUCAUCUAUUUUAUACUGUUGUUAAACUGCUAAUUAAGCUGUACUAAAUGAUUUUUUUUUAUUACCUACAUUAGCUUGCUAUAGGGAGGUCACUGCAGUAUAUUUUUUAUAGCCACAAGUUCUGCUGGCAUCAUUAUUUUUAUGGCUAGAAAGCUUAAGUUGACAAACUUUUGAUGGAUAUUCCCUUUCCUGGUGGUGAUUUCUUAGUAUGACAUUUUCUGUAAAAGGGUAAAUUUCCUGAGAGAGACAGGAGGCCACUAAAAAGCCUACAGACCCAUAAGCGAUGUAAAUAUUAGACCAUUUAUAUUGCAUAGUGACCACGCAGACAAGUGGCGGAUGAUGCAAACUGGAUGUCACUGAUGUGCUGGGAUGUAGGAGCAAAAUCUUUUGUAGCACAAUCUUAUCUCUAAUUGGAAGUAAAUCCCUUCAGUGGGGUUUAAAAGGUAAAGGGACCCCUGACCAUUAGGUCCAGUUGUGACCGACUCUGGGGUUGCGUGCUCAUCUCGCUCUAUAGGCCGAGGGAGCUGGCGUUUGUCCGCAGACAACUUCCAGGUCAUGUGGCCAGCAUGACUAAGCCGCUUCUGGUGAACCAAAGCAGCACACGGAAACGCCGUUUACCUUCCCGCCGGAGCGGUACCUAUUUAUCUACUUGCACUUUGAGGUGCUUUCGAACUGCUAGGUUGGCAGGAGCAGGGACCGAGCAACGGGAGCUCACCCCGUCGCGGGGAUUCGAACCGCCGACCUUCUGAUCGGCAAGUCCUAGGCUCUGUGGUUUAACCCACAGCGCCACCUGCGUCCCUUUCGGUGGGGUUUACUUCCAGGUAAAUGUGCAUAGGACUGUAACUUCAGUGCGUAUGGUCUGAAAAGCUGGUGUUCCCCAGUUCUCCUGUCCCAUAUAAUGGCUUGUUAAUACAUCAGUAUGUCCGGGUUUUUCUGGAUUCUUGUUACCCCACUUCCCCAUGCUUUUCAACCCUAAGGUUACCAGAUUUUUUUCAGUGAAUCCGGGGACACACCGCGAUGGCAGUGGCAGAGGGGUGGCCGCCGCAUUGACCUCACCCGCCACGUUUCCCCUUCCUCUGAGUCUUCUAUCUCCUUUCUCCAUGAGCCUGGGCAGCCACUGAGUUGUUGGUUCUUCGGUGGUGGUGGUGGUGGUGGUGGUGGUGAAGCGGUGUGUGGUGGGUCAUGCAUGGAAGGCGGAGAAGGAGGGCUGAGAGCGGUGGCAAGGCUCAGGCAGCGUGAUGCCUCCCUUCUCAUCGGAGCAGACCCAAUCCCAUUCCUACUUGCGUGCAAGCAGGAGGGGGCAGGGGUCCCUCAGCUGGGAAGCGAGGCUUCACACUGCCUUUCAAAGCAGCCCCAUCCCAACUCCUACUUGCAUGCAAGCAGAAGGGGGCAGGGAUCUCUCAGGCAGUGCGAUGCCUCCCUUCCCAUCAGAGCAGCCCAAAUCCCAUUCCUACUUGCCUGCAAGCAGGAGGGGGUGGGGAUCCCUCAGCUGGGAAGGGAGGCUUCCUGUUGCCUAACUGAGAGAUCCCUGCCCCCUCCUGCUUGCACGCAAGUAGGAGUUGGGAGGCUGCUCCGAUAGGCAGCAUGAAGCCUCCCUUCACAGCUUAGUUGCUGGGGUCAGGGAAGGUGGAGGCAGCCCGGAAGCUGCAUCUUGGAGCCCCUGCACUAAUUUCCCAGGGAUAUUAGAUGAAAUCCGGGGACAUUCCGGGGAUGGAAUUUGUCCGGGGACUUAUUCGCAAAUCCGGGGACUGUCCCCAGGAAACAGGGACAUCUGGUAACCCUAAGCUAGGCAUGUGAUUUAUCCUCUAAAGCAGUGUUCCCCAACCUUGGGCCUCCAGCUGUUUUUGGACUACAACUCCCAUCAUCCCUCGCUAGCAAGACCAGUGGUCAAGGAUGAUGGGAAUUGUAGUCGCCCAAGGUUGGGGAACACUGCUUUAAAGCAGUGCUUCUCAAACUUGGGUCCCCAGCUGUUUUUGGACUACGACUCCCAUCAACCCUGACCGCUGGACCUGCCAGCUAGGGAUGAUGGGAAUUGUAGUCCAACCCAAGUUUGAGAAACACUGCUCUUCAAGAGAGGGAUGGGAAACUUCUGUCUUUCCAGAUGUUGUUGGAUUUCAGUUCCAUCAGCACCAGCCAGCGUUUUCCCCCUGCAAUAUCUACAGGUUAAUACACACCUUAACUUGUUGAAAGACAACUCCCCAAACCCCUAACCAUUUGGCAUGUGGACUAGGGCGGAUGGGAGUUGGAGUUUGAUAGCAUCUGAAGGGCACCAGGUUUCCUAUGAAGAUAUUACAGCUGUUGUUGGAAUGAAACUCAGGAACGUGGCACAUUUGCCUGUUACCAUUUGCGUGACCUCGUCCCCUCCUGUUUCCCAGCCUCAAUACCACUUUUGUGUGUACCUUUCUCUUUUUGUUCCCCUUGGACUCGCGGAUUUCACUAGCGUGGGACGUAAGGAGGAUGUAUGGCCUUGUUUGCUUUCUUGUUAGCGCUCAAGUGUUUCCGUAAUCAUGAUAAAUAUAUUUUCAUAAAUCAAAAGGCUAAAGACGCCUUUUAAGAGUGCGCGUUCCGAACGUGGGGGAACUUAAUCAUCGUUUUAUUAUUUGUUCAAGUGUCAGAUACACCAGGAACGGUUCGGAGACAAAGGUAAACAGGUCCUUCCUUGUGUGCAGAUCUCACGGUCUAAAUGACUGAAGAACUGCAUGUCAGAAAAUAGCAAUGACAGGAGCUGAAGGCUUAAAAAAACCCUUUUAAUUGGUUUUUGAUUGCUUGCUUCCGUUCAUCAGCUAACUCUGGGUGACAGGGACAGCCCUGGGCUUUUUUGCACCUGGAGUACAAUGGCACUUCUCCCACCCACCAUCCCUCUCUUUCUCUCAAUCUCUCUGUCUUUCCUUUCUGCCUUUUCCUUUCUUGUGUUAAAUGAUGCACAGAGAAGGAGGCUGGAGAAAUGAAAAUUGUUUCCCCUCUGGAAUCUGCUGUCCAAAGGGAACGCGUCAUGAUAUUUCAUCAAAAGGUCAGACCUCCUCAGUGAUAGGUGGUGGCUAUAAAGAACAUUUGGCUUGUUUAGAAAUUAUAUUUGUAUUCAUAACAUGAGGCAAUGCGUAUUGAAAUUUCAAUAUGUUACACAUAUUUUCUUUUAAAAUAAAUAACAUUUUUCUACUCUAAUAUCCUGGAGUUAUUCUCUCUCCCUCCCUCAACCCCAAAUUCAGUAGUCUGACCUUCUGUAUAAAACAUGCCUUUUGCCUUGUUUUAUGCACAUAAUUUAUUUCUAACACUACAGUAUUCUCCCAACAGCUUAUUUAGCCAUUAUAGUGAAAUAGUCUGUGGAAGGGAUGUGUGCUUUGCUACGUUGGGUUAUUUGGUUGGAUUAGCUGCUGGGAUUCAGGCUGACACAUUGUCUCUAUUACUAGCAAAUUUCCAUGUCUUUGGAGGUGAAAGGAGCCCUUUUAUUCUGUAUUUCCCCUGCGCGCUUGUGUCCUUUUAUUUCACAUUCUUUCUAUAAUUGUGUGAGCCAGUGUGUAUUUUCUAAACAAAGCUUUUGUUCAGCUUUGCACAUCAGUUGUUUUGGCUGAACCAAUUUGGUUCAGAUGGUGAGUAAAAUCUUGGGAUCAAGGACAUUAAAUAUUGGGGUGUUGUUAUACGUUCAAAGCAACUCUUGGCCCCAUAUUACAAAAAAACAAUAAAAUCUAAAUCCUACUGAUGGCCUCUAGAGAUUAUUGACCUCCAAAAAAUAAAGGCUAGCGAUGAUAGAAUUUGGAGUUCAACUACAUCUGAACAGCUGCAGGUUCUUCAUCUUUUUGUUUAGGGGGUAAUAUCCAGACUUAGUCAUGUUUACUAAAGACCCAUUGAAAACAGUAAGAUUUAAGUUAGUCAUGACUAACAAGCCCCAAGAAUUUCCCCAAAGGAAUUCAGUGGCAUCAUUUUGCUUUGUGCACGGCAGAUGAUGGGUUGUAGAAUUCCUCAGUUCACCGCCGUCUUUAGCAGAUGCGACGCCAGGGUGCAAAUAUCCACUCAGUGCCCCCAAAUUACCACAGAUGGGGGGGCGCGAAGCUGCGCACUGCCAGCCAUGGGGUGUGUGUGCACAACUCUCCGCCAUGCCGCUGCAGGAGAGCAAUCCCUGCAGAGGUUUGGGAAGGAAGCUGCGCGCCCGCCAGCCAUAUAGGUGACAGGGCUCAGCUGGCGGGCGUGCAGGGAAAGGGAAGGCCACUGGCAAAGCCGUGCAGCUCCCCCACUCGCUGGGGCGCCCCUGAGAGGCCAGCGCCCUGGCGCAACGAACCACUAAGCCCAGUGGGAAAGACGGCUCUGCCUCCAUUUCAGAUGUAACCGUUCUUUGUCUUUCUUUGUUAAUUUUUGCAGCUUCAGUCUAAUCCUAGCGAUAAGGAAGACACAGAAGCCCGCACCCAGCUGAUGAAGUCUGACGAGAUGCAGCGCCUACAUUCGGAAGCACAGUCAGCAUAUCUCACGGGGGAUUAUUACACCGUGAUCGGUCUCUUGGAUGAAAUUCUGAACGUAAGUUUCAGAGGGGAAACGGCUGCCAAGAAAUAAUUGUGGGCGCUGCAGGUGGCAGAUGGGCAGCUCCUCUUAACAAACUCUACCUUGAUAUAACUCAAAAGACUUCAGAUCAGUUCAGCUUGAGGUCAUAGUGAGCAUCUGGCUAAGUGCCUGAAUGGCUGAAAUUUCACCACUGAUUACUGCCUCAACAAAUAAAUUAAGGUUGAUUAUUUAUUUAUUUAUUUGAAUUUAUAUACCGUCCUAUACCCAUAGGUAUCAGGGCGGUUCACAGAAAAGAUCAACAUAAAAACCACAAUAUGUAUAAUUAAAAUAAAAACAACCCAAUAACACCCCCCCAAAAAAGAGCCACAUUUUAAAAAGGCAUAGGAUGUCAAUCAGUUCAACCAAAACUAGUGUGUGUGUGUGUGUGUGUAUAUAUAUAUGCCAGCUGCUGGGAAUCAUUAAUGGGGAAGGUGGUGUUGCGCUCAGAUCCUAUUUUAAGGCUUCCCAUAGGUAUCUUGGUUGACCAGUGAGAGAACAGGAUGCUAGACUAGAUGGACCAUUGGCCUGAUCCAGCAGUGUUUUCUUAUCUUCUGAAAGUGGCCUCUCUCCUGAAAUGUUCACAUCCGCUUCUACAACAGGAAAGAAGAUUACUGCAAUGCGUUGUACGUAGGGCUGCUCUGGUUUGCCAGAAGCGGCUUAGUCAUGCUGGCCACAUGACCCGGAUGCUGUAUGCUGGCUUCCUCGGCCGCAACCCCAGAGUCGGCCACGACUGGACCUAAUGGCCCAGGGGAUACUGCCAGGGAGACAAAGUCCAUCAUGGCCCCAAGCCGUCUGCCGGACGAUCCAUCGAUCUCCCGUAGGCACGCAGUAUCAGCAAUUAGCGACAUGAGUUUCUAGAAGAUUUCUUGCCACAUUCCAGAGCUCAUGCACACUCUAUCAGCAGAUAAUGCACAGCCAAAAGUUGCACUCAGGAGAGCAUUAUUUACAAGUUUAUUCAGCGUUGAUCAGAACACAGAAAAACAUGACUGCCUGCUUUAGUGUGUACGACACAGAGAGAGAAACGAAAGCAACAGAAAACAUAAACAUCCUGUGAACAGGAAAUACGCAGACUCUGUGACUCACAGCCUGCUCCCUUUUAAGGUGGAACGGAAAUAUCCUAACAACCUUUACCUAUACCUGUAGAUCUCAGGGCAGCUCACAACAUAAAAUCACAAUAUAAAAAAUUCAAAAUGCAUAAUAAAGACACAAACAAAGGCAACCCAAUAAUCUCAUAAUGUGUAUAGAAAUGGAUCUUUGCCUCACCAUAGAGGCGGCAUCAAAGUACAUUUAUUGUCCUUUUUGUAAAAAAAAAAAAUGCAACAACAAACGUUUUGGACCAAAGUCUCGCUUUCAUUUUUGGUUUCUCAAGGUUUGUGUUUGGGCUGCAGAGAUGCGGGAGCUUCGAGCCGAAUGUUACAUCAAGGAGGGAGAGCCUGGGAAGGCCCUUAGUGAUUUAAAAGCUGCUGCCAAAUUGAAGAGCGAUAACACCGAAGCAUUUUAUAAGAUCAGCACUAUAUACUAUCAGCUGGGAGACCACGAAAUGUCUUUGAGGUAAGGUUACUAUUAUUACCUGUAAGGGCAAAAAUAAAAAAAGUCUCCUCAGAAGUAAUUGGGUGUGGGUCGUCCCCCCCCCCCAAAUCUGCACAGGUUGGAAAUAUGCUUUGAAUAUAUGGCCCCAGUCCUGACUUACCCUCACAAGUUUACUAUAUUCAGUUAUCAGAACUGCCAAUCAGAUUAAGAGGCUAAUCGUAAGCCAACUAGCCAAUAAAGCUCCAGGAGAAGACAUGAUCCCAAUGGAGAUUUAUAAGAUAAGACCUGAUUUCUGGUCACCCAUUUUUGCAAAACUGUUUUCAUACAUUAACAGCUCAGGUCUCAUACCAGAAGGGUGGAAGCUGAGUAUAAUUGCCCCAAUGUAUAAAAAGGGUGAUAAGAAAAACCCUGCCAAUCAUAGACCCAUUAGUUUGUUAGAUGUAGCCUCUAAACUAUAUGCCAGGCUCCUUCUUGGGAGACUGGAAGAAUGGGCAGAUACAAAUAAGGUGAUAUCUGAAGUCCAGGCAGGUUUCCAAAGAGGAAAAUCCACAUUGGACCAGUGCUUUGUGACAAACUUUCUACUAUGUAAAUACAUCCAUAAUUUGAAGCAAAAAUUAUAUGUCGCUUUUACCGAUCUAAAGUCACCUUUCGAUACGGUCCCAAGACUUGCAUUGUGGCAAAAAUUAGAAAAGACAAAUAUAGACCCCCGUCUGUUAUUUCUUAUCAAAACACUAUAUCCUGACACAUCAAUACAAGUAAAGGUGGAUCUGGCUGGCCAUCUCACCACUAGAAUUAAGACUGGAGUCAAACAGGGAUGCAUUUUGGCGCCUUUCCUGUUUAAUUUUUAUAUUAAUGACAUGGUUAAAGAACUGGAGGGCCUACAGUUUGCCCCUGUCACAAUUCUCGACCAAAAACUCUCAGUCUUAAUGUAUGCUGAUGACCUAGUACUUGUAUCUAGAACCCAGGUGGGCCUGAGACAGCGGCUUGCAAAAUUAAGUUCAUAUUGCACGAGGAAUGCUUUAUCUAUAAACUACAAUAAGACGCAGGUCAUUGAAUUUGGGAAGCACCCUAAAAAGCAUGUUUGGCACCUGGGUGAACAUAUCAUAAACCAAGUUAAUACAUUUAAAUAUCUGGAAUUGAUUUAUUCAGAAAUGGCAUCUUGGAAUAAUACACAGCUAUCCAAUAUUAAAUUGCAAGCCUUUAAAUCAGCAAAAGCUAUUUUGAAAUUCGCUGCUUGUAAAGGUGGAAAUCUGGUUAGCUCAGCUCUAUCUGAAAUAUGCUUUGCCUUGGCAGAAACAAAAUCUCUGCUUGCCAAGGUAUCGUAGGAGCUUGGGAGACACAUAUGUUGGGGAGAAAUAGCUCAGAGAAACGUUUAUUCCUCCCAAGCCUAUGGCGUCCUCAUUGAAAAUCCCCCAGCAACACCCUCCCUUGAAUCUUAUUUUGGGUUUUGGGAUUGGGGUGGUAGAGAAAGAAGGGUUCAAAAUGCUUAAGUGGGGCCUGGGGAAAAUUGGGUGGGCUGUGGCAGGAAGAGUUUUCUCGCAGCUUUUCCCCUUUGGCCUUCACAUCUCGAGGGAGAAGGUUGGAGGAGGAAGAGUGAAGCACCUUUGUCCGCUCCUCUGCCAAUUUUCUUCCAAAAAUGCUUCCUCAAUCUACCAAAUUUAACUUGGAGGAAAGCACAGGGUUCAGAACCCCACCUGUUCCUUAUGAUGCCCAUCUGCAAUUCCUAGUCCUCAGCUGGUGCCUGAGCCUCUGCUUUUAGGCAAGUUGCCUUCUAAAACCAAAAUAUCACUCUCUCUUUGGAGAUCUUUCAGAGGCAUCACAUCCCACGCCAGAAAGCUAAAUUAAACACUUUACCCACAAGGGCUUUUGGGAACCUCAGAAACGGUCUCUCGUAUCCCCGCCCACUUUUAGAACCUCAGAAAACUGUGUGAUGGCAAUCCAGUGCAAAUAAAGCAUAGAGAGAAAAUGAUUAAAAUGAGUUCUUCCCAGAAUGUAAAUUCCAGGGGUUGCCUGCCUGACUAAAUUAGUUAGCUCCAGAGUAGCUUUUAGCUUGAAAAGAACCCUAUAGUAUCCCCAGUGGGAGGAAACAGAUUGUGUCCCACCCCUCUUUUUACAUAUAUACCACAGGCCUUUGAGAAAACCCUUAAUAUCCCAAUUUUUCAGGAGAGGAAAUGAAUCUGAGAGAGUGUAACCUGUGAAGGGACACACACAAAAUGAGUUUAGGAGUAAGAUUUGAAUCCAGGUCUUUAAAAUCUAGCUUGCUGUCCGCAGAAUAAAACUGACUUGCCGCCUCCUUUCUCUUUUUCCCCCCUGUAAAAAGUGAAGUGCGUGAAUGCCUGAAACUUGACCAAGACCAUAAGGAGUGCUUUUCCCACUACAAGAAAGUAAAGAAACUCAAUAAGCAGAUUUUGUCGGCAGAAGAACUCAUCCAAGAAGGCAGGUAAGGUACUAAUUGUUAGGUGCUCUGUGAGGCCGGACGCCACUUCUUGGAUCACACACAAGCAAUGGGCUUACUCUGGGAAACUCAGAGUAAAGACAGAAACUCAGGCCUGUGAUUCUUAUCAUAGUUGGUCGGUGCUAGGAGAUUUUGCUUUUCUAGCUGGGUGGGAACCUUACUAGGCCAAAUCCCAAAUAAAAUGCAUCCAUGCCGUUCACGUUUGUUAGACAACAAAUGCGAACGGCAUGAGCUGUAUUUAUUGGGGAUUUUUUUCUGUGCUGCCUUCUAAUUUCUGGUUUCUUUUUUUCCAUUUUAUUAUAUGUACCGUAUUUUUCUCUCUAUAACACGCAGAUUUUUUCUCCUAAAAAGGAAGGGGAAAUGUCUGUGCGUGUUAUUGAGCGAAUGUGUGGUCCCUGGAGCCGACUGGCGCGAGUGGAGGCAAAAAUCAGGCAAAAAUCAAAUCGCGUUUUGGAGAAGGGAAACCUGAAAAGAGGAAGCGGCUGCUUUCCUGCAUUCUGCCUCAGGGUCUUACUGCCCACCCCGUCUGUUUCGUUGCUGUGUUUGCUCAAACGGAACAAAGAGCAGGGAAAGCCCCUCCCCUCCAGGCAAGCAGAGGGGAAAGGAAAGGAUCGCGUCCUUCCUUCCAAUUCCUCUCCGUGCUCCGGAGAGAACAAUGUUUGUGAAGGGAAGAGAGAUUACAGGUUCAGCUUAAAAUUCUGAUUUGACUUCCUGCUUUUGUUUUUGAGGACACACAGCAUUCAAAUAUGCUUUCUUCCAUUUAAAAGGAUGAAAUCCUUAAACAGUGUUUUGCCUGUAAAUUCAUGCGAUCUGGAAGAUUACAGUGUCUGUACCUCUUAAGGGAUGGCAAAGCUUAGGUUUCGCUGCUAAAUAGUUCUUAAUGCAGUUAAAAUGCUUUCUUCUGUCAAGGCAAUUAAAAAAUAUAUAUAUCAGGCAGCCGGAAAACAUGCAGGUGGGAGAGAGAGAGCGCGAGCUGGCUGGCUUGGGUGGGUGGGUGGGUGGGUGGGGGGAAACUUUUGCCUUCCUUUCCUCCCUCCCGUUAUACCCCUCUCCUGCAUUCUUAGCCAGCUGCUUCUCCGCACACCCCUCUCGUGCUCCUUGUCCCUUCUGUGUUUUUCCUUCCCUCCCCACUUAAAAUGUGGUUACAAAGCAUGGAGCCACAUGGAUCCUCAGGAUCUUUGCAUUGGGUCACCCCAAAUUCACCACCAGAUCACAUAGCAUGUCCAUGGCUACAGCCUGCACCAGGAAAAAUCUUUUUGCCUGGGGCUGCAAUGGUGCAAAAACGUGGUUACAAAGCAUGGAUCCAUAGGGAUUUUCAGGAUUUUUGCAUUGGGUCACCGCAAAUUCACCAUCAGAUCACAUGUCUGUGGCCACAGCAUGAAGCACAAAAAUGAUUCAUCCACCGUUUCAUUCAGAAUGUUUUUUCCCUUGUUUUCCUCCUCUAAAAACGAUGUGCGUGUUAUGGUCAGGUGCGUGUUAUAGAGCGAAAAAUACGGUAUAUUAGAUUUGCAACAGUCUCCCAUCCAGAUUACUAACCUCACCUAGACUAUCCCAGAUUGGCACCUGAGGUGGAAAAUCUCUCAAGCCCCUUUUCCCUUCCCUGGCAGAAAAAAAUGCAGUGAGGAUAGAUUAAAUAAUUAAGCGCUACCCUUUAAUGGCACCCCAAAUUUGCUGCCUGAGGUGCCUGCCUUGCUCUGCUUCAUGGUAUGUUCAGUAAGACUACAGCGUCUGGUGUCCCCAAAACAUUCACUAGGCCCAUCUUCCAUUGGUUUGUUGCUCCAGUUUCUACCUUUCCUACCAUGCUAUCUUUGUUUCUGUUCUAGCUGUUGGCUCCCUCAUCAUACUGAUCUGGUUGUGAUUAGGCUCAUUGCUGGGAUCCCCACCGCAGCCCUGAACAAUGGCUGAAGCAUUGCUCUCUGCAUGUUUGAUGGGCAUUAUGCAGCCUUUCAGAGGGCUCAUAAGAGGGCCAGCACUAAACAUUUCACAGAUAUUGAUUGAAGAAUGUGUGGUGGGUUUUCUGUGGCCACAUAAACACACACACACGGCUUCUGGUGCCAAGAAGUGGGUAAGCCGGCAACUCGCAGUGCUGCAGAAAUGACAAAAGGGGGGGGGGAGCAAAAGCUUCAUUAUCACUCCAGUUGCUGAUAAAUACAAAAAAAUGGGGAAUCGAUUGGCUUUGUGAGUAAUUAGAGAGGUUUACCACACAGCCUCUGUGGAAAGCUUUACGUAGUUAUUCAUCUCCCCAGUAAAUUAAAGUGUCAGGGCUGUUAGUUUUAGCGCUAAAUGCCAUCUCUUAUUUAAAACGGCAUUUUAAUGUCUCAGCGUUUAAAUGUGGAGAUCACAGCGUAUUUGCAAUUAAAAUGCUGCAGCUGCCCAUAAAUAAAUCUUCGUCAGAUUGUUAGCUCUUGGGGGAAACAAGAUCAAACCAAAGCUUCGGAAGACAGGAAAUGUGCUGCGCACAGAAUGUGCUCCAAAUGCCACGGUGCUCUGUAACCCACUCGUAGCAAAGGUAAAUGAAUGCCAAACCUCGGGGGAGGCAAGGCCUGGUUCGCUUGCAGUGCUGUGCCAGUUUAGUGCUACGCAAAUGAGACUGGGCAGUCUUUCUUGCCCUUUACUCUACCAUGGCUGAAAGCCCCCAGCCCCCAGUUUAAACUAACCACCGUUUGCCGUCUGCUGUAAAUAGGUACCAAGAUGCCAUUGAUAAAUACGAGACUGUGAUGAAAACUGAGUCCGAAGUUCCCGUUUACACCACUCGAGCCAAAGAGAGAAUCUGCCACUGCUUCUCAAAGGUAAAUGUUUAGUUUCAUCUUUUUUGUUGCUGUUGUCGGAAAUGAAUGCAAGCACUGACCCGGUUGGUCCCUCUUCCCUUUUCAGAACCAGCAGUCGGCCGACGCCAUCAAGCUCUGCACAGAAGUUUUGCAGCUGGAACCAGAUAACGUAAAUGCUCUCAAAGACAGGGCUGAAGCGUAUUUGCUGGAAGAGCAAUAUGAGGAAGGUAAAAAUUCAAGGACAGCGGGUGGUUUUAUACAGAAAUUGGCAGCAUGGGGCAGUCUAGCUGUUCCCUUUGCUACCAUGCAAAAUCAGUCCCGUUGGAAAACGGAUUAAGAGUGACUGGUGUGCAUUUAUUCACAUUCUUAAUUUUGAACAGUCAAGUCGCCGUAGUAGUGUGCUCAGUGCAUUAUUUGUAGGCUAACUAUUCCUCUCUAAACUUUGCAGCAGAAGCCAACUCUGAACAGUGUGGAUUCUCUGGGGUUUGAGCUGCUACUGCUGUUGUUCACGAAGUUACCUUUGUCUGAUAAAGUAUGCAAGGUAGCAAGCCUUGUUGCCAAGCCUGCCUCCCCCUUUCUGCCCCCAGAGUGCUUUGCAACUAGUUUUUCCUGCUUAAAAAAAGCACACACAGUGUCAAUAUAUAUAUAUAUAUUGUUAAAAAAAAGAAAAAAGCAGCCCAUUUGAGGCAGGGGAUGAGAGGCAGGUAAGGCAGUCAACUCCACCAUUUUUCUUGUUGCUGAUUGGUAUUUAUGUCCAACGCAGCAGUGAGGGGGAAGGGAGAAAAUAAAACUCUAGGAAGCCUUGUUUUAAAGUAUGUUUGAGUGCUCUUGCCGUCCUAUCUGUUUAACAAUACUUGAGAACAUUGGCAAAGUGCUAAAUCUACACAUUGUAGACAGGAGCAUUGUCUUCAUCAAGUAAUCUUCACCAGUGGAGACUUGAGGAUUUUAUCAUCAAGAUCAUGGCAGGGCGUGCAAGGUUUCUUAUUCUAACCCUGGGUUGUAUCUUUCCUUACAUGCAACUACUAAGAGAGGCAUGCUCUGCCCGACUGGUACAAUACAAACCCUUGAGUUUGUUUGGAGGUUCUAGCAGGGGAGCGGUCAGUUGCAAAGGUGAUUCGGACAUUUAACUGGCACAUUCUACCUGAGAACCCCCUGCUAUUCUAUCAUAUGCAACAAAUAAGUUCUAGGAAAUGUGACCGUGGUUUAUUGUAUUUGCAGUGCCUGAUGUUUUUAUGGUUUUUAUGGUUAUUGUUGUUUCUCUUUUUGUUCCCUUUGUGAAUGAUGCCAUGGCCUUUGGCUAGCGCAAUAAAGUUUAUGAUGAUGAUGAUGAAUAUGAUGAUGAUACGAACCCUAAAUCAGUCACUUUAUUUUGCUUAAGUGGGUUUGGUGGCACUUCAUGCUUUCCCCCUUUUUAUCCUGACAAUGUUUCUCCGAGGUGGAUUCAGGGUAAGAGAUAGCAACUGUCCCAAGAUAACUUGAUGAAUUUCAUUACAGAACGAAGAUUUGAACCCAGUCCAUCACUUUUAUCUGUUUCAUGACACCGGCUUUCCCUUUGCCAGUAUGUAACCUGCAUUCAAGUAUCUUCACUCCAUUAGCCGUGGUGUGUUGUAGUUGCCCACGGCAAUGAACGAAAAAGGCAAACUUUCAGCAGGCAUUCUUUCAUUCAUUGUGAGAUUUUAUAAUACGUGCUUUAAAAGGAUGGGUGAGGUUGUCCGGCAUUUAACAUUACCAGAGCAAUAAAGCUGCAAGAUGGGGGAGGAAAUCUCAGGAGCUUCACUUUCCAACUCUGACGUAGCCGUAGAGUUUUUACGAUGGGCCUGAAUAGCAGUUUCCUGCUGCUUUUCUAAGUGAACGGCCAAAGUGUUAAGAAAUGACAGUGGCAGGCAGAGAACUCUAGUGGCAAAUCGCAGUAGGCUGGCUUAGUGAGAAUGAAAAAGAGUAAUCAGAUUUGCGCUUUGUUGGUGGAUGGAUGUUUUAAAUCGCUGGGGCAUCAGAACUACUUUUCCCCCUUUUGUUCUUCUUCGAAAGGGAAUUGCGUGCAGCCACUGAGUGUCUUAAGUGAUAUAAAUUGGUCACCGUCUCCUGCCGGCUUGCCCAGAAACAGCAGAAAGAUAAAUGUAAUGCCUACUGAGAGAGAACAGCUGCUGGAAGAUAAUCUGAUGCAAAUGCUUUGUCUUACUUAGAAAACUAAAGUCUUGAGAUCCACAAUGAGACUUUCUGAGAUUAAAAAUGGAGAAACCGAAAAGGAAAAGGCUCAUUAUGUAGGAAAUGCAAAACUGUGAAGGACACUAAAACGAAAGCUGAAGCGUUCCAUUUAGUAGUAAAUGACAUUCAUAUUUUUACAAAAACACACCUUCUGUAGUGUCCGCACAAUGGUUUUGUGUGUGGAUUGCUCCAGUGAUUGACUCAAAGUGGUGGUGGUUUCUAAUACCUGUACUCAGUAUGGUUUUAACUUCCUCAUCUUGUUCCAACGCUUGGAUUUCUGAAGAACCAUUGAUAGGAAGGACUGAGGGGUUUUUAUAAGAGAAUGAAUAGGAGAUAUUGGAAGAGAAGGACAAUUAAUGCAGAGCAGGUGGAGCAGAGAGCUAAGUGAGGAAAAGAUCAUAUUUCCGUGCAAUUGGCAUUGCUAGUACUGUAUUUUCAGCUUUUAUAGAACAGUACCAACCAGAUGAUCAAAUCUCAGUUUAAUAAUCUGAGAUAGGCAUGAGGUUUAGGCACCUGUAUGCAGCCGCUUUGCCACGCCUUUCACACAAAUGAACAACCUAAAGGUAAAGGGACCCCUGGCCAUUAGGUCCAGUCAUGACCGACUCUGGGGUUGCGGCACUCAUCUCGCUUUAUUGGCCGAGGGAGCCGGCGUACAGCUUCUGGCUCAUGUGGCCAGCAUGACUAAGCCGCUUCUGGCGAACCAGAGCAGCACACGGAAACGCUGUUUACCUUCCCGCCGGAGUGGUACCUAUUUAUCUACUUGCACUGGUGUGCUUUCGAACUGCUAGGUUGGCAGGAGCAGGGACCAAGCAACGGGAGUUCACCCCGUCGCGGGGAUUCAAACCGCCAACCUUCUGAUUGGCAAAUCCUAGGCUCUGUGGUUUGACCCACAGCACCACCGGCUAGGAACCUGCAAUUAUCCAGAGCUACUCAUUGCAUCCAAACUGAGAAACGAUGGUUAAUGGCUUCCAAACAACAAAAAUAUGAAACUGUGGUUUAAAGCUGGUAUCCUAGCACAAAUAUAAUGAGGAGCCAUGACCACUCCUUUUCCUAAGGUGCAAAUAACUAGACAACACGCGGCAUAUUGGUUUUGGGAUCAAAUAAGGCCACAACUUUAUUGGUUACAGAUGUGAAGGUUUGGCCAUAGGCAUUGAGAUAAGCAACUGCGUAUGUCACUCCUGCCCAUCCAGGAGUGAAGCCAGCGGGACAGGUGGGGACACCCUAUGACCUACAUCAAAUUGGGGCAUCCCCCUAGUGGUCCCCAUUGGAGGAGUGGUAUGGCCCUAGGCUCCGUCUGAGCAUCGGACAGGAUCCACUCCUCCCGGAUCCUUUUAACAGGAUAACCUUACCCAUGGAAGGGCAGGCAGAGGUUACAACCUCCCCUCCAACCAAGACUAGGCUUACUCAAUGCCUGUACGCCUUACAGAGUUGUGACAAUUGCUAUGAGGUAGGUGAAAACCCACAUGGUGGAGCCAGUUUGCCAGAUGUGAAAAAAUCUUGCCCGGCCCCUAAAUCCAGCAUCUGACAUUGUCCAAAGCAAGGUCGUACCAUCGGCAAAAAAUCUGAGGAAGGGUGGAUGGGAGAACCAGUGGAGUGAGUGAGUGAGUGAGUGAGAAAGAGAGAGGGUGAAAGGCCCUGUAGGCUGGGCAUUUAUCCUUGCCCUGAGCGCAGUGCCAAGCGCCGCUACUGGUCAGUUGGCAUUGCGCCCAAGGGAACGCCCCCUAAAUUCCUCCCCCGAUUGGCCAAUUCGGCGGCCGGAUGAUGAUCCAGCCUGCAAUAGGCUGGUUCACAGGGGAGGCCCAGGGCCUGCCCGCAAAGCUGCCCGCCUGAGGAGGGAAAACAGAUUUAUUUAAUUUUUUGCUGCUUGUGCAAAGGGAAGAGUGUUAUUUUGGCUUAUUUAGCUGAGACUCGAUUUUCCGAACAAAACCAGUGAAUAAGUUAAAAUGUGAAAUUGAGCCCUCUCUGCUGAAGAUUAAUUGUUGCAAGAUCAUUAAGUGUAUGUGUGUCCUUGUUUAUUAUGUGUAGCUAUUCAAGACUAUGAAACUGCUAAGGACCACAGUGACAGUGACCAACAGAUUUUGGAAGGCUUAGAGAAAGCCCAGCGGCUACUCAAGCAAUCUCAGAAGAGAGAUUACUACAAAAUUUUAGGAGUAAAAAGGUGAGUACUUGAUAGUCUAUAAGUUUAUACAUAUUACUUCUUGCCCAUUGUAUCUUGCCUUUUCUCCAGGUCAUCAUAACAUCACACCCCCCUUUUACAAGUCUUUCAUGUGCUCAAAGCUGUCCUGUGAACAUCCUUGCUAUGCAUAUUACAUGUGGCAUUUAUAGAAUUAUAGUUCCUGAAGGGAGCAGAACAUCCUUUGAGGAUGGAGUCGUUGGGUUGUAGUCAACAUAGCACUAAUGCAAGCAUUUGCGCAGUCAAAGGAUUUAUCCUUGGACAAUGGAGCAUUCUCUGCCUCUCCUCCCACUGCUUGCUGCCCAAAUCUAUUGUGGGGUUUUCUCCAGGCCUCUGGAGCAGAUUUAGGGAUGGCGAUGAACAAGAGGAGCAGGAGAAGAGGGAUCCCAUUGCAGUAACACUAAUCCUUGUGCUAGUGCAAGAAUUUGGUUGAGUACCACCCAUCGUUCUCUAUAUCUCACUCGUUAUAAACCAGUUAGGCAAUAUAGAGCACAGUUCUUGCAAGGAGACAGCAGGAAAAGCACCAUUGCAACAUUCCAAAAGUGACUGUGGAACAAGGAUUGUGGUUUAUCUUUGAGUGGUUUCAGGCAUUAUGCAAUACAUUGGAGAUGAGAAGAACAAGUAACUCCCAUUUCCCUUUCUUCGUGUUUCUUUAAAAUGGCCGAAGUCCAAACUGUACCAUUUCACCAGGAGUGGGUGUCCCAUGCAGGGCUCACCUCCUAUGUGGGUAGAACAAACAUUUCCAGGUGGCACUUCAGAAAGAAACAUCAGUCCCAUGCGCUGCCCCUUCCAGUCUGUCUUGUGCACUCCCUUAUAUAUGUUCAGAGCCACGCUUGAGAGUCACUUCAUAGGCGAGUGGGAAAUACAGUCACUGGCUUCAUUUACUUGCCAUUUUCUCAGUCUCAAGCAUGGACCUCUUGUCACUUAGCUCGUUCUGUGGAUUUAGACGGUGCCUCAGUGCUCCUGUAAUCCAGCCCCCUGCCGAUCCAAGAAAUCCACUACUACAGCAUCCCUGAUGGGGGCGAAAGGGCUGUAGCUCCAUGGCAGAGCAUCCCAGAUCCAUUCUCCAGCAUCACCAGAUAGGACUGGGGGAGACACCCUCUCUGAAACCCUGGAGAGCAGCUGCGUUGACAGCAAUAAACUAGAUGGACCUGUAGUCUGACUGAGUAUAAAGCAGCUUCCUGGGACCAUAGAACAUUGGCCCUAAAGGAUCUUCACCCAGCUCCCAGUACAUUUCCAAGCACAGUUCAAAAUGCUGGUGCUGAGCUUUAAAGCCCUAAACAGCUUUGGCCCUGUAUAUCUGAAGGAGCGUCUCCAUCCCCAUCAUUCAGCCCGGACACCGAGGUCCAGCUCCGAGGGCCGUUUGGUGGUUCCCUCAUUGUGAGAGUGAGUUACAGGGAACCAGGCAGACGGCCAUCUCAGUAGUGAUGCCUGCCCUGUUGUACGAUCUUUUGUAGACAUCUGAAGGCAGCCCUGUGUCAGGAUGCUUUUAACGUGUGAUGUUCUGUUGUGUUGUUCUGUUUCUGUAUAAUAUGUUGGAAGCCACCCAGAGCAGCUGGGGCAACGCAGCAAGAUUGGUGAGGUACAAGAAACUUCCUUUUAUUAUUCCUGUGUUCAUCCAGUUCAUCCAUAUUCUGUGUGAGUCUGUUCCACUGUCACAGCCCAUGAGGAAGUCCUCCUGAAUGUUUAAUCCUAAAACUGUGUACUUUUCCCUGUUGGUAGACCAUCUUUUAUGCAGACCAAAAUGAAUGGUUAUUUCUUUAUUCCAAAUAAAACUUUCUUUCUCUUCCCCCCCGCCCGCAACAAUACUUUAGAGACUUCUUCAACCUCCUAAGGAAAGUACGUAGUUUUUUAUUUGUUUGGCCAGAAGCCAUAACAAAACUAAAAUAUCAAUACAAAAUAUAAUCCAAAAGAACCAACAACACGCACGUACUGGAGAGAACCGUGAUUAGAUAAGCUCUGGCCUCCAAAGGGGUACACUGCGUCCUAAAGCAAUGUUAAUUUUGAGCGGAGAGCAAAUUCAUUUGAACAGGCAGCACCAAAAAGCCUCAUUAGCUAAAGGCUGGAUGAAGUAUUAAGCAAAGAACAAAGCCAGUGUUACAGAAAAGCAAAUAGCCGUGGAAGGAAAAAAAGAAUGAUAUAAAAGACCAAGGGCUGAAACAACUUGGAAAGUAAGGGAGGCGAUUUCUCAGAAGUGUCUUCUAGAAAUACCAGUCUCCUGUGUCCAAAAUCAUGUCUUUAAAAGGGUAGAUUUAAGAGCAUAGCAACAAGUGUUGGGCAGGAAGGCUUUCUCCCACCUCACCCGACGUGCUUUGGUGCAGAGUUGCUCUUCGCUCUCUGCCUGUCCUCAGCUGACCACUUUUCACUUUUAGCAAAAGCUGCUGUGUGGGGUCCCCAGUCUGAAUUAUGCUUCCUCCCCUGUGCAGUUUACUGCAGACAGCACCCCUCGAGGAAGCAAAUUGCAGCUGGAAGCAGGGAGAGACUUUUGACAAGAAGCUGGUUUUGACAAGAAGCAGUUGUCGCUCUGCACAACUGCUUUUCCUUCAGAUGAAAAGUAACCGGAUUAUGGCACACUUUUAAAAAAGGAGGUUUAACAAAAGGAGGAGCUUGGCCUUUAGAAUGGGAACUAGGUUGCAUUAGCAAAAAUAAAAUGUUGCAGUGGAUCUGUAGGUGCUUCUUACAUUGUCGCUCUACUGCAGGGGUGGGAACCUUUUUGGCUCUGCCGGCCAGAUUUUUGUCAGGAACUAGCCUCAUGGGCUGCCCACCUGGCAGUCGCAUGACAUCAUAAAGACAUCAGGUGGCUGUUAGGGCUUCAAAGCACAGCCAGGCAUCUGAUCGUGCAGCCAAUCAACAGCUCUAGUGCCCAUCAGCAAUUUUAUGUUUUGUUUUUGUUUUUCCAGACAACUUUAUUGAAAGUUCAAAAAAUACAUGAUGAUAUGCUCACUAAACAUGAUGAGACGUAAAUAAACAGCACCCGUGUAGAAGGGAAAAUAAAGGGGGGAGGGGGGAACCCCAAACUGUAUACUGUAUUUUACAAAGUUGUUAUUGUAAUUCACCGGAUCUUAACCUAUUACAGUAUUUGUAAGAAUGGAAUUCUUUGAAUUUGUCCAUGGCAAGUCUGUGUUUAUAUGCAAGUUGUAUAAGUAUGUAUAUGUCUUCAAUCCAAUCGUAGAAGGGAGCCACAUUUUUAUUUCUCCAAUUCAUCAGUAUCAGUCUUUUUGCUGUGGUAAGGGCACAGAGAGUCCACUUGUAUUGUCCUUUUGUGAGGUUCCAUGUGCUGGGUGUAUAAUUCAAAAGGGUAUCUUGCUCUGUAAAUGUAAGGUUGUUCCGUACAGUUCUGUUGAUAGUUUCAGUUACCUUCUGCCAAAAACCUUUCAAUAUGGCAAUUUUUAUGUUGUGGACCACCCUGAAACCUAUGGGUAUAGGUCAGUAUGCAAAUAUAUCAUCAUCGUCAGAUGAUGAUGAUGAUGAUGGGUGUAAAGCCAAAGUCUGCUUGCCCUUGCCAGUGAGCAGUUGGAAGCACCAUUUAAGCCUCCUGAUGGUACAUCUCUACCUGCCCAUCUCCAGGUGUGGGGCAGGUGAAAAUGGAUGGAGGGAAGCCAUGCAGGCCAAGUUUGGUCUAUAGGCUAGAGGUUCCCCACCUGCAGCUCUAGGGUGAAGGAUGUGGUCAGGCUGCCCCUCUAUGUCUACAGUGACCCAGAAGCUCCUUGGCUUUCUUGCUCCUGCUUUUCAGCCUCCUCAUGAAGGGACAAACACAUUAUUGUGUGGUCAGCCAGUGUGGUGUAGUGGUUAAGAGCGGUGGACUCGUAAUCUGGGGAACCAGGUUUGAGUCUCCGCUCCUCCACAUGCAGCUGCUGGGUGACCUUGGGCCAGUCACACUUCUUUGAAGUCUCUCAGCCCCACUCACCUCACAGAGUGUUUGUUGUGGGGGAGGAAGGGAAAGGAGAAUGUUAGCCGCUUUGAGACUCCUUAAAGGGAGUGAAAGGCGGGAUAUCAAAUCCAAACUCCUCUUCUUCUUCUUCUUCUUCUUAUUGGAUGCCUGGUUAACGUUUAUGGCAACCUAUGUAAGAAACAAGCAGACUUAGAUUAACGUUGCUCAGAAUUCAAAGUAAGUGUUCCACGUGGCCCCAAAUCCAAAGAACACUGGUAACGUUCAAAAGGUAAUGACUUUGUAGGAGUUAUCAGAAAGUUUUGGGCUGCGAUGCCCUCUCUGCAGAUGCUGACUGAUGAAAAUGCCCUGAAGAAAUACUUUGGGUUUGUUUGAAAUAGACUAUGUCUAUAGAUUGAGCACAGUUGGAUGUUACCCUUAUUUCCCACUCCCCAUAAUAUAUCCCUUUUUGUCUAGUGCAGGUCUCACGUUUGUUUUUUCUCUACUGUGCAUAACCAGAGAAACUGUCUCUUAAAGAAAAAUCCCAAAAGAAUUCAUGCUAGGGUUAUUAGCAUUCUCGAGUCCUAUUGAAGUAUUCAAGUAACAUGCAAAGGGGUGGAAAAUUGUAGAGGCAUGAGAGGCACUUGCACUGCCUAGGUCUGAAGGGGGCUUCUAAGUGCAUUCAGAUGGAUGCAUUUAAGAUACCUCUGAACGAUCAGCUACCCUGAUAAUAACAGAAGGUGCUUGAUCCUGCAGAGGCAUCCAAUCCUUUGUUUAGCUGAAUGCAUUUAGAAAGCCCCUUCAAACCUUCCCACUCAAUAUGGAAAUGUCUCCUAUGGGGAUGUUGGGGUUGGAGCUUACUGCUCUUCCCGUGAUCCCUUUGAAAGAUUGGAGAGGGCUUUAGGUGCUGGCAAAGGUGUCCCGUUUCUGUGUGUGCGUGUGUUUCAAGACUUGGCUUGAUGUGAAGACAGUUGGAGAACUGAUUCUUCCCACCCUCUCUGCAGGAAUGCGAGAAAACAAGAAAUCGUCAAAGCAUACCGAAAGCUAGCAAUGCAGUGGCACCCAGAUAAUUUCCAGGACGAGGAAGAGAAGAAGAAAGCAGAGAAGAAGUUUAUUGAUAUUGCAGCUGCCAAAGAAGUCCUCACUGAUCCAGGUAUGUGGGCUUGCAGCUUGUUUUGGGACUAGUUCGUUCUCAAAACGAUAGACCCACACAGCCAACAUGUUUUGCUUUUCAUCUCUAUUUCAAAAGCAGGAGUUCUCUUCAUUGCGGACGCGUAGCCAAUGCGGCCGUGUCCAGGCCCCCAGCUAGCACAAUGGUGAUGGAUUCUGGCAGCUGGCAUGUGGAUGGCACCAGGCUGGCUACCUCGGGUUUCUUAAUCAUGCUCCACUUGUGAAAACCACUGAUUACCUGAUAUUUAGGGCCUACUGGGAUGGAAGGCAUGCCAUGGCUACCCACCCAUUGAAAUUCUAGUGGUCUACCAUGUUUAUGGGACGCGGGUGGCGCUGUGGGUUAAACCACAGAGCCUAGGACUUGCUGAUCAGAAGGUCGGCGGUUCGAAUCCCUGCGACGGGGUGAGCUCCGUUGCUCGGUCCCUGCUCCUGCCAACCUAGCAGUUCGAAAGCACAUCAAAGUGCAAGUAGAUAAAUAAGUACCGCUCCAGCGGGAAGGUAAACGGCAUUUCUGUGUACUGCUCUGGUUUGCCAGAAGCGGCUUAGUCAUGCUGGCCACAUGACCCGGAAGCUGUACGCUGGCUCCCUCGGCCAAUAAUGCAAGAUGAGUGCUGCAACCCCAGAGUCGGUCACGACUGGACCUAAUGGUCAGGGGUCCCUUUACCCUUUACCUUUACCAUGUUUAUGAAAUAUCCUAGAGCCCGGUUGGAUGAUGUGUCCAGUUCUACAGACCUCAUUGCCACGUGUGUGUCUUUUCAGAGAUGCGGAGGAAGUUUGACGCAGGGGAAGACCCGCUGGAUGCAGAAAGCCAGCAAGGAGGAGGAAACCACUUCCACAGAGGCUGGAAUACGUGGCAAGGGUUUGACCCGUUCAGUUCUGGAGGACCUUUUAAAUUUAAAUUCCACUUCAAUUAGAAACAACCCCACCGCCUUCCUUUUUUGUUUCUAGGACUCUCUUUAUUUCUAUUUCUAGACAAUUUCAAUUAGGAGUUUCGUUCCUUGAACUUAAAUAAAUGCCAGCUUUUCAGUGAUAGGCAAAGAGUAAGCAAGUCCACAGUGGCGAGCGAAACAACAGUUAUGUUAGUACUGGUUAUUUUUGUACUUUUGGGUGUUAGAUCUCUAAAGAGGUGGAAGGCUGGACCCGUUCUUCUGAAGUGGGUUGAGACACAUUAACACCAGAGAAGCAAUUGUUUCCCCAAAGCACUUUAAUUUUUCUUCUUCUUUUUUACUAAACUCUUCAUGACCUUUGGAACGCGAUGGGAUACUUUAUGCUUUCUCGUCGCUACAGGGAGAAAAGCAAUCUAGUUUUCAUUUCUGCUAAGAGGAAAAGUUUGUUUUCUUGGGAGACAUCGGAGGAGCUUCUCCAUCACUUCUGCACGCUGUUGGCACCUCUGAGGCACUCUGUAAACAUAGCUCAGGUUAUGACAAAGCCUGCCUCUUCAAAGCAGGAUAUGGAUUGGCCUGAGUAUAGAUAGUAUAACUGUCCCCAUACUACUUUUCAGGAGGAUUUUAUGCAACAUGCAAGUCCUCUAAAAAGCCACUCUAGUGCUUAAGAUAAUUCCCCAGAGAAGCAUCAUCACUAGGACUCUUUACUUAUCCAAUAUAGGAUGACUGCAGCUGGCUUGUGGGCUUUUUCUAACUUAUUUUUACAAGGGCAAUUUUCUCGUUUGGAUUAAAACCUCUUUUCUUUUUAUGGUUGCUUCAAAAAGAUACUUAAAUAGAAUGAUAUUCUUAGUUGGUGUUAAUUAAAUAGAUCCAUUUUGAGCUUUUCCCUCAACAUAUGCUUGACAUUUGAGCAGAACGACUGAGACAUUGCCCCAAAUGUGCAGAACUAGUUCUGAUCUUAGAUUUUUAAUUUUUUUUCUUAAAAAGGAAAAACGGAAAGAGAUGUGCAAUGUAAGGAAACUGUCAAGAUUACAGUGUUGGGAUGAGGAUAUCAACAGUGUUUUACAAUUUGAUGAAAAUGUGACCCCUCCAAAUGGCAGUUUUUAGUGCUUCAUUGCCUUAACUAAUGCAUAUAACCAAGAAGCAUUUGGGGUACAUACGUUAUAUCGGAAGAAGGCACUCUUUCAUUCUGUUAAACCACUGAACUACUUGAUGUCAUAGGAAACCAAAGCUGACUUCCAUCUUAGCUUUGCUGCAGGAACUGGGAGACUUCUGAUAGCCUUAAAUUUAGCAGUACUCUGAUACUUGUGAAAUGCAUUCAAAACAGCAUUUAGAGUCCUUUCAUAAUGAGAUGAUGGACCUGCAAAAGUGGCUUUCAGAAAAAUCUAGCCUCUCUCCAGAAGGCAAUUUUUGAGCAUUAAGAAAUGACUUUAGUGCAUUUUGGGCUCAGAGCAGCCUAGUUAAAUAUUUCACCACCUUCUCACUCCAGCUCUCGAGUCAAAAGUUCAAGAGUAACUCCGCUAAUGUUGUAGUCUACAGUACUACUGGUAUUCAAUAAUCCACAAACCCCAUACCAGUUCUUGCAAGUGAGAGCUAUGCAUGGAGUAAGUUCUGCAUAUAUUUUCUUUUGCUAGAUUUGCUGUUACCAAGCCAUGUCAAUUGUGGAGUACAAGUAUGUCCAGUUCGGGUCAAGCGCAUUCUCUUUCACACAUCCCAAAACAGCAGAUAAGUACUGAAUGGUUGAAGUGCUCCUAUGGCUUCUUAAUUUAUAACGUUUUCUGGCAUAGGACAGAUUUUUGGAAUAGUUUCUGUGAGCACAUGCAUCUGAACUGCACAUCAGAUCUUGCUCUCAGUAAUCUUCCUAAGUAAUGUAACCAGUGCCAACCUAAUGCUUUUCCUGCGUCCAAGGGAAGUAUGUCAAAAGUGUGGCCAAAGGCAGCUCUUAUGCAUUUAUGCUGAACAGUAAUUUAAAUAAUUCCUUUUUUAGGCCUAUUGUUUGAAAUGGGGAAGGGCUCCUGAGAGGCCCUUGCUUUUAUUUGUGUGUAUUUCAGUUGUUUUGGGCUAUCCCUGGGUUUUUUGAGAGCUACUAGCAUUGCUCUUGGGUGAAGUGCAAUUAGGGCCUGCAAAUUUGAUUGAACAAGAGUACCUCAGUGCAGGAUUUAUAGUGAAAAAAGACCAGCCAGUAUCAGUUAGCAUAUAUACCAUUGCAGUGUGGGUGCACUUUGGAAAUGUCUUGGAAUAAAGCUCUAUUUUUUAAAAACAUUAUGAAAGCCAAGAAGGUGUUUUGAAGAUAAAGAUGCAAACUAUUCAAGAAAGAUUUUGAUUAAAGCUGUGUCUAAGUUA